Messenger RNA from Caenorhabditis auriculariae, 55485 nucleotides. The record is from the annotation of a GenBank genome assembly. NCBI's taxonomy places the organism in Eukaryota, Metazoa, Nematoda, Chromadorea, Rhabditida, Rhabditidae.
AUGUUCAGCUCCGAUAUAGUAUGAAUUAUAGAAUGUUAAAAAAUAGAAAGGGAUGGACUAUUUAUCAUGAAAUUUUUUAUCCCUGUAUUUAAAAGUUAUAUGAAAGGCUCCGUAAAAGUAGAAAAUCAUUUUGAAUUCUAGGAGGAAGUUUCAAACCGGCACGGUCGUUUCCACGUUAUUAAUCUCUCUUUUUUCUACUUUUUUGAAAGUUUUUUGCGACGUUUCUUUGCUCCCCACCUACAACUUAUCAGUUUAGCCAGUCUUCAGAGUUGAUUUUCUGCUGAAUCAUAAAAUAUCGGAAAAGUUGUUUUUCGGUUCGCGAAACUGUCGUUGGUCAAGAAGGGUUCCUUAGCUUUAAUUUGGUAUAAAUGUAUCUGCCCAAAAUUUUUUUUAUAAUAGGUCUAGCCGUUUCUGAUCAUUUAUUCACUUGUUUAAAUAUCAAAUUUUUUUUAGACUUUUCGGUGAACGUUUAAUUUAUUAAUUUUUUCUUGGAUUGCUGAAAAAUUGUUUUCUGACCUAUUCAUUUUCCAAUUCGUACGUUAAUCAGCGAUUCCUCCAUUUGUCAAAGAUUUUUUUCUUUUUUUACAUGGAAAUAUUCAACGGGAAGCUGUAGGGAUGAGAAAAAUGUUAAACUUUAUGAUUUUUUUGAAUUCUUUCGGUUCCUUGUUUUUUUCCCGUGACUCAUCGAUCCCAUGUCAUCCGACUUCUCGCCCUUAUUGUGUUUUUAAUUUCAUCUUUUUUUAAUAUAUUUUUGUGACGUCUUCAGCAUUCAAAUAGAAAAAAAUCAGCCCAAUUUAUUAAAUUUUACAGCUGGAUAGGGCUUUUUCAAAAUUCAUUUUCGAGUCUUUUUUUUUUGAAUUCUGAAGUUUUCAUUCCGAAAAAAAAAUGAAUCUUUUCUCCAGGGUCCAACGAGAAAAGCUCCCCGACGAAGACUCUUCUCGUUGGUGGAAGAAGAGGAACGUCGUCGGAGCAUCAGAAGACGUCGGGCGGCGGCGGCGGGGCAACGACGUCAUCUCGAAGAAGACGUCAUCUUGACGACGGCGACGGCGAAAAAGAGGCAGACCUGCCGCCGAGCAGUCCCAUGCUUCAGCCGAGAUGUCGGGUUCGUUCAAUUUUUUAUCGAUUUCAUUGAUUUUUUGCUUUGUUUCAACUCAGAGCUGCGUCGCGGCUCGCGAAGCGGUCAGAUUUUAUUUUUUUCGCACUUUUCUGUUUCAAAAUGUUUUCAAAGGUCUUGAAUCAUGAAUUAACUGUUCAACAGGUCACUAAACAUGUAAUUUGGAAUAUUUAACCUUGAAUUCAAAUGCAAAAACUCAAAAUUGGAAUUUAACUUUAUUCGAUUCGAAUAUUCCUAAAUCACCAUUUUUUGCUAAUUUUAUUGAUUUUUUGAGUCUUUUUUUAACUUUUUUUCAACUUAAAAGUCACUACUAAUUAACCUUGGAAAAAGUGAUUAAAGGGUCUUAUUUAUUUUAAUCUUUUUUUAAGGGCGGUGAGGGGGAGGCCUUAUGUAAGGGUAUUCAGAAUUUCCACUUUUUUUAACUUCAAACUUUUUUUUAUUAUUUUUUUGGGACCCUUUAGAAUUUUUUUAUUGUGUUUAUUCCUUCAGAUUGAACAGUCCCUUUUUUUCAAAUUUUUCGUCUAGUAUAAUACUUUCUAUGUUUUUUUCAUGAAUAAGAGAAGCUCUUCUCUUUCCUGUUUCAUCCCAGAUUUAUCACGAUUUCUCGAAAUUUUGAAUCGAUCGGUUUCUUGUUCAGUGGAAUGUUUUUUUCUCAAGCAUAACAUGGAUUUUCGUAUUUUAUUAGGAUUCUAAUGAAUACCAGGUACUUUCUGGUCGCAUGUAAAAAUGACUCAAAUUUUAAAACUGAAUUUCUACUUUUUUUGUUAAUUAACCGAUCAGAAAUUUGUUGAGAAAGUUCUCCAGUUAAUAUAUUCCUAUGUCAGCGCGAUUCUUGAGUUUAUGAAUAUAUUCAGUCCAAUGGUUGGCGUGUCGAGCAAUUUGAAUAAGUUAAUGAUUUUUUCGGAAUGUCUUUUCGCACUUUUCUCUUUUUCUUUUUUUUGAGAGCUUCGAAAAUUUUUUUUAUUGAUCGUUUUGGUUCAUUCUUUGGUUUUGAAGUAAUAAAGAAGGAUUUUGCUAUUUUUUGGCUCGAAUUUAGUUCUUCUAAAGCCCCUUUUUAAGUUUUUAGAAAGCUGAAAACUUUUCGACAUAAUUAUCAAUGGAGCGAAAUUGCAUAGAUAACGAAAAAUUUUUUUCCUAAAACCGAAAAAAAGCUGGUUUUUUUCUUUUCAAAUUUCUGAAGUUUUCUUUUUGAAAAAAAUAUCCUUCAUUUUGUCCCAAAAUUACUAGAUAAUCAAAAAUUUUUAAAAAGAGAUCACAAAACCAAAAAAAUCAUUGAAAAAAGGCCAAUUUUCUGCUUAUUUUUCGACGGAAAUCCUUGUUUUCCAAUCCUCUUUUUGUUCCUAAUUAAUGAAUGACGUCAAUAGACGCCUAUAAUUAACCCAUUUUGUAAGGAAUCGUAAUUAGAUUAUCUCUACCGAUGCACUCUCUGGAUACAUUUUUCGGAAGCCGAGAUAGGGUCUAUUCCUGUUUCGAAAAUGUUGAAAAAGUGCGGAUUUUCUACUUUUUCAUAAAAAAAAAAGAAAAAGUCGAGGAAUUUCCACAUGAAAUAUUAGCCGAAAAAAGUCCGAGAAAGCCUGACGAAUGGCUAUUGACAGAAUGAGUAAGCCAAGUUUAAGCUUUUUGCCGCGUUCAAAGAGAUUUCCCCGUUUUUUUUUCUUACUUGGAAACUUGACAAGCCGCGUAAUUGCACGAUUUUUCGAUGUUUAAAAAAAGAUAUAUUAGAAAUGUGUUUCAUUCAAACUUUUUGCUCAAAAAGGUGCAAAGAAAUUUUUUUUAAUAAAGAAAAAUCUCUAAGAAAUCGAAAGUUAUAGUUUUUAUGAUUAUUUUUCUUUGAAGGAGAUUAUCGAUGGAGCAAAGUUUCAUUAUAAAAACGGCCUCUUAAAAAAAAGUUUGUGGUCAAUUUUUCAAAUUUCCAUUCAGCUUCCGAUAACCUCCUAAUGGUUCUAUGUCCGGAAAAUCUACAUUUCAUUUCAAAGUUUUUUUCAUAAGAUGUUAAAAAGUUUUUUUCUUCAUUGGAAAAAUGUGCUCUAAGGGUAAAAUUUUUGUCAUACAUCGGAAAUUUAUCACAAAAAAAUGACUUUUAGGCAAUUUUUUUUUACGAAAUCAUUCCGCAAACAUUACGAUAUUAAACGAAAAAUUAAAUUUACAAUUUUAUAUGAAGUGAGAGAAACUGGAAAGUUCGGAAAGUUUUCAUAAUUUUUUUUUUUGAAGUUUUUUCUACUGAAAAUGUUUCUCUAAUGAUAAUUUUUCUAUCUGGAGGAACUAGAAUCUUGGUAACGCGAACCAGGGGUUUUGGGGCUUUUCUAGUGACCACUUUAGUAGCUUCAGAACUCUUAAGUGAUCCCUAGAACUGUUCAAAAGCGUCCGGUUUUCUUUAAGAAGGUCCAAGAAAUAAAUAAUGAAUAUUGAGUUUUAAAUUUUUUUUUUCCGAGCCAAUAAAAACUCGUUUGAAAGUUUUUAUGUAGCCCUUUUUUAAACUGAAACUGUGGUUUCUGAAAUAUUUGAUUUUCAAAAAUUUUCUGAAGCGGUUUUUACCAGAAAAGUGCGCUCUAUUUAUAAAUCUCUGAUAAAUUUAGUUUGAACGUAACGAGAAACCAACUGAGAUUCACAACUGACGCACUAAAAAAGGAACCAACAAAAAAACUAAACUGAAUUUGAAUGACGUGCAAAAACGACGACCCCAAAAAUAGCUGGACAAUUUCGUUUUCUCCUUCUUUUUUUUGCCACUGUUCCAGCGGAAAUUAAAAAUAAUGAACGUCGCGCUUUUGCUCUUCAGCUAGUUUAUUAGUGCUUCAGUCGUUGAAUCGCAAUUUUCCUUUUUGCGUGAUAUUUUUAUGAAUUGAUGACGUUUGAGUCAAUUUAUGGAAUUAUUAUAGUUUUUUUGCGCUAUUUUAUGAAUUUAGAAGUUUUGUAGGAAAUUUAUUAUUAAACAUACUUUUUCCGAGUCAUUUUAUAAAAUCCUGGAAAAAUUUUUAGUGGCCACUAUAGCAGUCGAAUUAGUGGUCACUAUAGAGGUCUAAGUGCUGCUACUAGACCACUAAAAGUUUUAGUGGCCACUUUAGGGGUCAAUGAAUCAACAUAACUGGUUCAAUUUGUUUGUUUUAAAAUUAUCAGUUACUGGAAGGAAUACUGGAUGAAAAACUACUGAAGUGGCCACUAAAACGGAAAAAAGUGGCCACUAUAGAGGUGGGUUUAGUUGCCACUUUAGUGUCCUCUCCAGGUAGUCCUUGGCGAGCCUCUAUAGUGGUCACUAAAAAUUUUCCCCGUCAUUACCUUUUUUGAGCAUUUUCAUGAACUUAUCGUAGAAUAUUUACGUUUUUCAAAUUAUUUUCCACAGUCAUCUUUUCUGUGAGCUAAUUUUUAUGAAAUUUCUACCUUUUUUUUUUUUCAAUUUUACACUUUUUUGAGUCGUUUCAUAAAAUCAGUACAUUUUUGAGCAGCUCCAUCAAAUUUUCGCUUUUUUUUGAGCAUUCUAUCGAAUUUAUAAUUUUUUCCAGCCUUUUCUUAUAAUUAUUUCUAUUUUUGAGCAUUUUUAUGAGUUCAUCGCUAUUUAGACUCCUUUGAACAGCCUAAAAAACCAUCUGGAGUUUGUUUUUUGUAUAAAAAAGCAGAAUGUAGAGAAGCUAUUGCCUUUGAAAAAAAAAGUGGAGAAAUGAAGUUAUUCCUGCAAUUUCCGCGUUUCUGUCAAUUUCUUGAAUGUUUUUUCUGAGUCAGAGUUUUUUUUUCCUGUGUAAAAAUAGGUAAUUUUAUACUUUUUCCAUUCUUGAUGAAUAAUCUGGAAAAUCUUAUUACGAGAAUAUUUAUAUGACUUCAGAAGUUCUCAAUUUCUAUAAUUGAUUCAAAUAAAUGUUCCGAAAUAUUCAUCGACUUGAUUUUGAUCUGUUACUGGAAUUUCUUGGAUGAGUAUCCUUUUUUUGAUAAUUUGAUGAAUUUUCUUCGAAAACUAUGAUUUGAGUUUUUCAAAAUUUGGGAUAAACAUAACCUUGCUGUUAUACAAACAGUAUAUGUUUUUUUCGAAAUUUAUUAUUUUGAUAUUGUACUUCGAAACUUACAGUUUUGGGAAAAUUUUAAGUAGCCACUAUAGAGGCUCGCCAAAGACAACUUGGAGAGGACACUAUAGUGGCCACUAUUUUCCGCUUUAGUGGCCACUUCAGUAUUUUUUUCAUCCAGUAACUCUGAUAAUUUUAAAACAAAAAUAUUGGACCAGUUAUGUUGAUCCAUUGUCCCCUAAAGUGACCACUAAUGUUAUUAGUGAUCUACACUUAGACCUCUAUAGUGGCCACUAAAAAUUUUCCCAGGCGAAAUUCGAUUUAAUUUUCGAAUGAAGAGUAAUCAAUAAUAUUUGAAGUUCAAAAAAUCCUCAUCAGGAUUCUUAUCUUGUUUUUUUAGAGGUUAAACAUCCAAUGAAUUUUUUUUUCUAAAUUCUAUUUUUCAAGAAAACCCAUUGAUGUCAUUUUAGGGUUUCUAUUUUAUUUUUUUUCCUCCAGUUCAUACCUUAAUUUUAACUUUCAAUCAAUCUUGUCGAGAAAUUUCAUUCAUAUUUUUCCAGAAAUAUUUUUUUUUGCGCAAGAGCUUCUGAAUAUUUAACUUUGUACCCUAUUUAAUCGUUCAUUUUCUUGACUUUCAUUCAAUCUGAUCAGCGCAUCCCAUUCACAUCAUUGUAGAUUUUUUUCGCCCAAGGACUUGUAGCUAUUCAAAUCAGCUCGUUAAUCGAUCCCAUAAUGGUCGUUUUAGAACUUGGAACUUAAUUUCAAGAGCUUCAUUUUGAUUCAGUGUGAUUAGAAGUCUAGAAAUGUUCAUGUUUGGUUGUCUAGUUGUUGCCCAAAAGCGUCUGAAUAUCCGAAUCAAUGCGUCUAGAGAUCCUAUUGAAUCCCUCGAUUUUUAGAUCAAUCUAAUCAACAGAUCUCAUUGAUAUGAUUUCAGAAGUUUUUUCCGCUUUUUGAAUGGCUCUCGAGUGAAAUCGAGCCCUGCUCAAUAAUGAGUUGGGGUCACACGGCGUUUUGCACACAGACUGGCAAUUGUGUUGGAAGCUAAUGAAGUGGGAGUUGGAGGUGGAAGAACAAACGAUUGAGAAAGAGGGGGGAGGAGGACCCACUCGAAGACGAGCGUCUGCGGCUUUCUCUGUCCCUAUUUUUCUACUUUUCCAGUCGAGGGCUCUCAAAACAAUCCGUAGUAGAUAUGGUGCGAAUGGGAUAAAUAGACUGGACAAUUUUAGUUUUUUUUUUUCGGGGUCAAUUAGAACUGGGAGUUGUGAAGCUUGACUGGGAUUUUUUGAAUUCCAAGAAUUAUGGUCUUAAAAGGAGAUUAGAGAAAUUUUAGAGAUUUUCAAUCGAUAUACCAGUUUUUUAGGGUCUUUUUUGAAUAUGGUUAGGAAAAAAGAAGGCUUGAGACCUUGUAGAUCGUGUUUAUGAUUCAAAUGGAACAGACUGAAAAAAUGGUCUGGGAAAAAAAUCAGGCUCGAAAAAAAGAUGGAAGAGCUUUCCAUUGCGAUUUCAAUAGUGCGCUUGAAAAAGCACAGAAAUCUGUAUUCUUCGAUCGAAUCAGAGUUUUAUUUUUGCAUUUAAGCGCAGUCAAAGUACUCGUUUGACGCCAGUUUACAGAAUUUACAGGAAUAUUUACUUGGUAACGCGAUUCGGACGUAUUGUGGCUUUUCCAGUGAGCACUUUAGUAGCUUCAGAACUCUAAAAUGAUCUCUAGAACUGUUCAGAAACGUCCGGUUUCCGUUACCGAGUUCCAAGAAAUAAAUAAUGACUAUCCAAUUGAAAUCAUCGCAAAUCAAUUCAAAAUUGAAGCAGAAUUUUCGAAAAAAAAUUAUCUAGUGAACCAAAAAUACGUACUGAUCUUAAUAAUGAUUUUGAAAAACGGAAUUGAAACAAAUUGGUUCGAAAAAGGACAUUUCCUAAAAAGUGGCACCCACAUACAUCAUAAUAACAAAUUUUUUUUCAAGGCAAAGGAUUUUAUGGAAACACAAAAACAGCAAACCGAAAAAAUUGGGAAAAAAAUGAGAUGAAAAAUCGGAAGAAAUGAGGUUUUUAAAUUUAUUUCUCUAUUUUUUUAUAUUCCGGAAAUGCUUGAAAUAUAUGAUUUUUUUGUGCAGUUUUGAAAGUUGCUUUAUUAAAAAGAAUUUUUUUGAAAGUUUAUUUUUUUCAAAAUAGAACAGGGUAGCAAAAAAAUCUAGGUUUUCAAAAACUUUUUGUAAAUCAUGGAAAAAAAGGCCUCAAAGUUAAGGAAAAAAAUUUGCUCCAUUGAUAAUGAUUGAGAAAAAAAUUAUACACAAAAUGACGAUAAAAAAAUCGUAAAUUUCAUGAUUAAGUCCUUUGUUUCUUGGUCUAUAUUUUUUUGCUACCAAGUUUUUUUCCAUGAUUUUUUUGAAUACACUGAAAAAAGAGCUCCAAAAAUAAAAAAAGUGGUCAUUUUUUGUCACUUUAGGGUUUUUUUGCGAUAUUUUGUAAACAAAAAAAACAUAAACAACUCGAAACCAAUACCUUCCUCAAAAUAAGGGAAAAAGAGACAAACGGUUUCAAUUAAACAAAAUUGAACAUUUGAAACGAAUUUAUCCUCAAUUUUGUCAAUAAGGAUGCGAGAAAAAAGGGCUGAUGUCGAAAAUAAAUGGCCUGGGGCGACGGCGGUUCGCCACCCUCGCAAUGGCUCCCUGGGGAUUCCUGAGGACCUAACACGAAGAAAGUAAUCUUCCUCGUCUUUUCCUUGUUUUUUGGACUAUUUUCCUAUUUCUUUUUUGAAAAAUAUCCAAUAAUCCUUUAAAAUUGGGAUUUCGAUACCGGUAGCUGUGAUUUUUGACGUAAAAGUAUCUAAAAUGAUUUUUUUUUUCCGAAAAGUUUUUAAAUCUUCUGGACAGGUUAUUAAAGGAGCAUAGCCGAAUUUAGAGCAGGCCUUGAAGAGAAUAGCCAUUUUCAGUGCAUUCUUUCGAUUUCAUUUUUGAAAAACAAUCAAAAAGUCCUUACAAACAUGAAUUUCGAUACAAAUAAUUGUGUUUGUAUAGGCUGACGUGAUUAAAAAAAAUUUUCCCCCGAAAAACCGGAAUGUCAGAGUUUUUAAAGGAGCGUGAGCAGGUCUCUAGUUAUUUUAAUGCCUUUUUUUCGAUUUUAUUUUUUUAUAAACAUUCGCAAAAUCUUUUUAAUUAAAAAAAUGGGGCCCUGUUGGAGGAGACCCUGCUUCUCAUCCCGUCCAUUUUUUUGAUUCAAGCGUUUUUUUUAUAAACACGGAGAGGACUAAUUAUCGGUUUUGAGAAUUGUAAACAUUUUUUUCAAGCUUGGAAACAGUAAAGGGUGAUAAAUUGUACACUCCCCGAAAUUCGCCAGAUGGCCUGCGACGCGGUCGCGAAGCGGUCAGAGUUUUGCCUCUUUGCGAAGUUUUUUGUCUUCAACUCCGACAAAAGUUGCAGUGCACCCCGCCUUGUAUCCAGGGGUGUACCCCGUUUAGUUUUAAAUGCCUCUUAAGGUACUUACUCUGUACACUUAUUCAAAGUGGUUCGCUUCCCACUACCCCUAUUUUCUACAGUUUCAUCCUAGGUUGUAACGAUAGCUCAAAAAAAGUUUUAUUUUGGACCGGUUGCCCCAGGGGUGCACGCCAGCCAGGUCCAACGCGGGGUGCACCGAAAGAAAUCAACGAAAAGUUCACAUUUCUCGGGGCUCACUGCGGGUUACAGCCUUGUUUUUGUUAGAGAAGUUUUCGCUAAGCGCCUCUAACAAAAAUGGCGGUGUACCCCGCAGUGAACCCCGAAAAAGGUGAGCUUUUCGUUGAUGUUUGCGCAGCACCCAGCGUUGAACCUGAAUAUGGUGAACCCCUGGGGCGACCAGUCAAAAAUAAAAAAAUUUUUUUGAGCUACCUGAACAGCCUAGGAAAAAACUGUAGACAGUGGUGAUAUUGGGGAACAAACCACUUAGAAUACGUGUACUGAAAAAGUACCUUAAUAGGCAUUUAGAGCUAAACGGGGUGCGCCACUGGUUACACUGCGGGGUGCACCGAGAGUUCGACGCGGGGUGCGCGGCAACUUUUGUUAGAGGCGCAAGUUAAAGCUAUAAUGAUCACAAGGGGUACUCGCCACCAAUAUUCUAUGAUUUGAACCUCGGAAUGAGGUAAAAAUGUUCUUCUGCCCAUAUCUUGAAACUCACUCCUUUCUAAAUCUGUGUUGACUGUUCAUAACAGUAGGGAACAAACUAUUAUUAUUCCGUAGUUCAAUGUCUGAUUUUCAGUGCUAGCCAGUAUGAUGUCCUCGGGAGAGGACGAAGAGCAGCCGGCGGACGGCGACCAGGAACGCACCGACCUCUGGCAGCAGACCCUCCAGGUAUCCCUUCCUUUUUUCCUUAUUUGUUACUUCUAUCUUGUUUUUCUGUUUCAUCUUACACUAAAAUAUUUUUUUGAUCUUUAUUCUCAUCCAGCAUCAUCCAACAGACUUGAGGUAACCAUUUUUGGCUUCAGAAUUUCCUAUUUUCUUCAUUUUCCACACGUUUACAUGUCCUUUAUACAAACCAUAUACGGAAAUAAUUAUAAAAACAUGGAAUUUAUGGGGAAAAAAAGUCAUGUUAAUUCAGAAAAAGUCGUGUUUUUUUAGAUUUUUUUGAAAAAUGGGGGCAGGGGACCUCAAAAAAGUUUUUUUCUUCUUUCAUUAUUCAAAAAAAUCAUUUUUUUGAAAAACGUUCAAUAACUAUAAUAUACACGAUUUGUCUAACUUUAAAAUCUACUCUUUGCAUUUGGAAUGGUUCAACGCGUCGCGGUCGCGCUGCGGUUCGAGAAAAAAUUCAAAUUUUAUGUUGAAGUUCCUUCGCGGAAGUCAUUUCAAGUCGGUCACAAUCUUUUUUUUUUGGAGCUCUAGCAAAAAUAUUUGCAAAGAAGUAUAAUUUGCGGGGGUUUUAUGUAAUUUCUGACUCAAAGCGUACGCAAAAGAUAUAUAACUUUCAAAAAAACGGAUCAAAAAUCAUUUAAAAAUCAGCCUUUUCAUCUUAAAAAUUUUUAAAAAAAGAGAUCUUUUUUUACAAGGACAAGAGUAUACUGAACACGAUACAACAGAAAAAAAUUGAAAAAAAUUCGAAAAACAAAAAAAGUGGAUUUUAUGAGCGGAUUAGACAAAUUUUGAUCAUAAAAAAUCAUUUUAUCCGAUUUUUCAAUCUCAUUGAAAGGUUUCGAGCCAGCUGAAAUAGGAAAAACGCGAAGAAUAAAGAACCAAUUUGAUGGUAAAACGAGCCGGCGGAUUGCCUAAUGAAAUGAAGAACGGGAAAAAUUCAUUAAUAUCCGGCAUCCCCCGUAUUUUUCUUCUCUUCUUCUGCUCUUUUUCUUUUCUUCUACACACAUUUUGUUUUGUUUUUUCCAGCUGCUGAGAAAAUUCUGAGUGGCCACUUAGGGGUUUGCGGCCGCUAUAGAGGUUUAAGUGGUACUAACUGGAAAUCUCUUUAGUGGCCACUAUAGAGGCUCGCCAAGGACUACUUGGAGAGGACACUAAAGUGGCAACUAAACCCACCUCUAUAAUGGCCCUUAUUUUCCGUUUUAGUGGCCACUUCAGUAGUUUUUCAUCCAGUAUUCCUCCCAGUAACUCUGAUAAUUUUAAAACAAACAGAUUGAAUCAGUUAUGUUGAUCCAUUGACCCCUAAAGUGGCCACUAAAAUUUUUAGUUGUCUAGUAGUAGCCUGGUAGACCUCUAGAGUUGAUACUAAUGUUUAACUCCUUAAGUGGCCACUCUUUUGAUCACUAUAGAAGUCGCUAAAACGUCGAAACCCUAUAGUGGCCACUAAAAAUUUUCCCAAUAUUUGACUUUUUUUGAGUUGAGUUUAGUCUCGAAAAGCGGCUGGAUUACCAAUAAGGACAGCUUUUCUCCUUUUGAACAGCAGAAGGUUUAGUUUGCAGCAGAAUUUUUCGACUUUUUUUGUUCUUUUUUUUCUUUUUUCAAAAAUUAAUUCACUUAGCUUUUUCUUUAAAAGCUCUAGAAAAAUUUUUCACCUUCUAAAAAAAUUCCUGUUCAUUCACCGUGUUCAAAGUGAAAAAACUUCAAAGUUAUCUCUGAAUCUCCAAAAAUUUAGUUAUAUUUUUCCACUCUCUGACGAAGUUUGGAGAAUUUUUUUAAAAAAAUACGGACAGGAGCCGAAAAAAACUUGCAAGUGCGCUCUACCGAACAAUUUCCGUACAAUAGGAUAAAAAAAGUCAAUAAUUUUUUUCGGCAAAUACCCAAAUUAUAAGAACCAUAAUUCGGAAACUUUUGUAUAUUAUUAAAUAAAAAAAUAUUUUUUUCAAUAACUGUUUUUUUCAAAAUUGCCUCACAAAAACUCAAAAAUUCUAUGGAAACCUAAACUUUCUGUUUCAAUAGAACAACAUAAUCUCUUAUUUUGUAGAUGCAGUAUUAUGUUUUGCGCUAGUUUAAUAUAAUCUAUACUUUCAAAAUCUAUGAAUUCUCCUCAUAAAAACGGCUUGAUAUUAGCGAAAUAGUAGGGAAAAAUGAGAGAUUUAUGCGCUUCAACUGUGAAAUUUAAGCUUUUCUUUUGAAGACCCAGGAUUGAAUAAUUCAAAGUUUUAGCGGUUUAAAAAAGGUCGCGCGAAGUACGGCUCAUUCAUCAGAAUAAAAAAGUGUGCGACAGACCCGAAACGACUUCCGCGCCUCUUGAAAGAUGGUCAACAGCAAAAUUUGAAUUUCUUCUCGAGCCGCAUCGCGACGCGUUGAGCCAUUCUAAAUGCGACCAGUAGAUUUCAAGGUCAGGCGAAUUGAGUAUAUUAUAGUUUAUUGAAAUUUUCAAGAAAUGCUUUCUUGAAGGAUCAGUGAGCUGUAAUAAAAACGAAUUUGAGAAGAAUGAUUGAUUGUUUUUUCUCGUUUUUUUUUUAUAAAGUUUUUUUGAAACAGCAAUACAGUUGUUCUUAUUAAUCUCAUUAUCAGUUGCAAAGGACCGGCCAAAAAAAUCAAACGAGUUUUUUAUCCUCAAAGGGAGAUUCAAAAAAUUGCUCGUGUGAAGUAUGGCUCACUUAUCAGAAUAGAAAAGAGUGUAACCGGCUUAAAACGGCUUCCGCGCGCUUUGAAGGAACGUCAUGGGCAAAUUUGACAUUUUUCUCGAGCCGCAUCGCGACCGCGACGCAUUGAGCCAUUCUAAAUGCGACCGGUAGAUUUCAAAGUUAGGCGAAUCGAGUAUAUUAUAGUUUAUUGAACAUUUCAAAAAUACUUUUUUGAAGAAUCAAUGAGCUAUAAUCACAGUAGAUUAUGGGGAACUCCAGUAUUGUUUUUUCUCGUUAUUUUUAUUUUUAUAAAGUUUUUUUGAAACAGCAAUAGAGUUGUUCAAAUUACACUCAUUAGAGGUUGCAACUUGCCAGCCAAUAAAUCAAAAUCGAAGAGAUCUUUCCACCCUCCGGGGCUUUUUCAGCGGAACGGGCAGUUGCCCUGUGUGGGAAAACGGCUCCUCGGCCAGAUGUUUUUCAUCCGAUUUCCCCAUCUUUUUUCCCUCGUUCGACGUGAUAUUACAACGGAGUGCGGCCAGAGUAUUUACCCACCGGGGGGAACAUUUUAUCCAUUAAAUUUGAGGACAUUCAGAAUUUUACGCUGAUUUUGAAUAGCUUUUUAGUUUUUUUAUAAGUUAAUAUUGAAGCUUACAGUGAGCAGGAGAAGCUUAAAAAAACGUCACAAAAAAAAUCGACAAGUUUGAACAAAUCCCGUGUUAAAAUAUCCUAAACAGCCGUCAGAGAAAGAAAAGAUAAUUAAAAUUUGGAGAGUCAGAGAAAAUUCCGCGGAAAUUAAUUUGAACUUGGCAUUGAGUAUUUAUCUUGUUCAGAAUUUUACGCUGAUUCCGAAUAUGUGUUCGGUUUCUCCAAAAACGGAGGUAGAAGCUUGUUACAAGCAGAAGAAGCUCAAAAAUGACGUCACUAAAGAUUUUUUCUCAGUUUGAGCGAUAAAUUUGAAGUCAUGUAUUUAUCUCAUUCAAAACUUUAUGCUGAUUUUAAAUCUGUGCUUAGUUCUCUCAGAAAUUGAUAUUGGAGCUUAUUGGGAGCAGGAGAAGCUCAAAAUAACGUCACAAAAAAAAUCGACAAGUUUGAACAAAUCCCGUGUUAAAAUAUCCUAAACAGUCGUCAGAGAAAGAAAAAGAUAACUUUGGAGAAUUUGGAGAGUCAGAGAAAAUUCCGCGGUUUGAACAUGCCAUUGAGUUUUUUUCUUGUUUAGAAUUUUACGCUGAUUUCGAAUAUUUGGUCGGUUUUUCCAAAACCGGAGAUUGAAGCUUGUUAUAAGCAGCAGAAGCUCAGAAAAUGACGUCACUAGAGAUUUUUUCUCAGUUUGAGCGAUAAAUUUGAAGUCAUGUAUUUAUCUGAUUCAAAAUUUCAAAUCUGCAUUUAGUUUUCUCAGAAGUUCAGAUUGAAGCUUGUUAUCAGCGAAAAAAGCUCAAAAGUGAUGUCACGAGAUGAAUUUUUAGAAAAAACGAUUUUUUUUUGAAAUUUUUUUUUCUUUAUUUUUUUUUCAAAUUUAGAUUCUUAGUUUUAAAUUUACUUUUUUAAUAAAAACUCAGAUCUAUCGAGGUUUUAAGAAAGAAUUCGAGACACUGAAAAAUGACCAAAAAAAUUGAGAAAAAAACGCAUAAAUCUUAACAGAUAUUUCUAUUGAAAAAAAUUUAAAGGUUGCUGAAAAAAUAUUCCUUUCUUUCAAAUAAUAUGUAAUUUUCAUUGAAAUCUAGUACCAAGUAAUUUAUAGCUUUGUAGCUUCAGGUAUAGAAUUUACAAGCAAUGAAUCAGAGAAUUUUAAUUUCAGCGUCGCUUCCAAAUUUGAUUUUUUGGCUUCGAAAAUUAUUGGGAUGCUUUGAUGAGAAAAUGAUUCCCUAUGAAAUGGGCCAUUUCGUUCUUUUCACCGCAUAUUUUUAUUUUGUAGUUUCUUGAAGAAGAGAUUUUGGAUGCUACCGAGUAUUUUGAAAUGUUGAUUUUAUUUGUCGCUUUUUCAUGUUUUUCGAGUAGUGAUAGAAAGUCUAGGAAUAAUCCUGGAAAGAUACAAAAAAAUCCUAGACAUUGAGCUGUUCAUUGAGAAUUUUCGUCAGGUUUUGAAUUUUGAGAUUGGUUACCUCAAUUUAGCUUGAAUUUAAAAAUAAACCUUUUUUUAACCUUCAAAAUUAUUUUUGUACUUUAGUCAUACCUCUUUAGAGCUACUGUGCUUUGAGUAAAACUUUGAAUAAAUUAUUUUUUUUUGACGUUUUGAAAAACUUUAUUGAAAAGUAUACAGCAUUAAAAACCGGUUUUCAGCUUAUAAAAGUGUGAAAGCUUCCACUUUUCAACUUUAGCUCUAGAAUUGAUUUGAUGAGCUUGAUAAAAAAAUGCCUGUACAAUUUUGAGAAUCCAAAAUUGAAACUUCAAAAACACGCAAGAAAUUAAAACAUAAAUCCGAAAAAAAUAAAAUAAAAGAUAAAAAAAUUCAAAAUUCUCACUCAUACUUGCAAAAAAUCAAAUUUCCCCCUUUUCCAAACUCCAUCCAGCUUCUUCCCACGAAAAACUUCCUCUAGCUGGAAUUUCUCUGUGUCCAACCCAGUAAGUAACCGAAAAAAGCCGGGAACUCCUUGAGAAGCUGUCAGAAUUCGUCAAUCGAGAAGCCCAUGGCUAGGAAAAAAAGGAAGGGGGGAGACGUCUCGAGGCGAAGACUUCAUUAAAAUGAAUCAAUGUGUGAGUGGGUUCGGCCAUCUUUCGCCCGGAUUCACGUGUUCUUGCAUCGAAAGUCGAGAAAUAGGAACAUUUUCCAAAAAAAGAGAAUCCCAUUGAUUUUAAACUUUAUUUUUUACUUUCUCAAGGUUCUGAAACAAGAAUGUGCGAUAUUUGAUUGGAAUUAAAAGUUGUAUCCAAAAUCUUCGCUGGGCGGUUUAAAGGAGCAUGUGUAGAUUUGAUAAAAUAUCUCGACAAGAAAAUUAGUUUUCAGUUUUCCUUGAAAGGUUGCUUGCACAGAAUCUUUGCAUUAUUUGAAAGCCCCCCGCAUGGCUGACGGGAGGGGGAGGGGGCAUAAUACUAUCAUCAAAAAAAAAUCCAAUUUCAAUGACCUCAUAUGGAAAAUCUACUACGUCGAAAUAAAGUCCAUUUAUGUGGAUUUUUGGGGAUAAUGAAAGAAAUUCUAUCAGAUUGAUUUCAUAAAUUUUCAUGUUUCUUUAUUUGAUUUUUUUGAAACAAGAAUGUGCGGCAGUUUAUUUUGAAUGAGAGUCGCAUCAAAAAUCUUUGCCGGAUGGUUUAAAGGAGCAUGGACAGGACUGAUAAAUAAUUUCGAUGCGAUGAGCCGUUUUUAGUGUUAUUUCGAGUUGUGCAAGGUUUCUACACACAGCCAGGAUUUUUGGACGAACUAUAACAUCUACAAAUUUAUUAAAAACUCAACUGGGAGUAUUUCAACUUUUCUGUAUCUUUUUAAAAUAAAAAUUGAAAGCCUCUAAAAAGUAAACGCUUUUUUCAAAAUUUUUCAAAUUUUCAAAUUUUCAAAUUUUCCAAAAUUUUUAGACACAGCAAGAAUUUUUGGACGAACUAACACCUGCGUCUCGCUAGUCUUUUUUAAAUUUAUCAAAAAAAAAAGAUAGAAAUAUUCCAAUUUGUUUUAUUUAUCAUAUCGGCGCAUGCUCCUUCAAAUCAUCAAGCGAAGAUUUUUUUGAAUGUGAAAAAAAUUUGAAUUUUGAUCGUUGGUCUGAAAAAGUUUUUUUAUGAAAAAAACCCAAAUCAAUAAUACAUGGAAAAAAAGUUUUGAUGUACUUUCAAGGACCUCAUUCGAAAGAUUCGUUUAGUAUUUUUUUUAGUAAAAAGUAUUUUUUUAAUUGCUUUCACUGAAAUCAAUUGUUUGAAAUCACACAAAAAAUAAGGAUUUUGAAACUCAACUUCUGCAAUAUUUUAAACGCGCGUACCUUUCAUAGGUAUUUUUCAGAAGGAUACUUUUUGAUUUGACCCAAUUUCUUGAUAGAAUGAUUUUGUAUUUAUUUUUUAAAAUCAUUGAAAUGAAUUCCAACACUCCGAGAUUAAAAUUGUUUUCAAAACGGCAUAAAGAAGCAGCUUACCCCCCCCGACUACAAAGGCAUUGAAAAAAACGAAAAAAACUCACAAAAAAAUAGCCCCCGCAGCAACUUAGAUAAGACACAAGAACAAAAAAAUCCUACAACAAAAAAAUUUUUAAAAAAAUAGCCCUAAAAGGUUGAGUCAAAUGCGCUCCACUGAUAUUCCACAAAAAAACUCAUUUCGAAUCAAAAUUUGACGUGGUUUAAAAAUAUUGCGAGUAAUUUGUACCCUUUUCUCUGACUAAUAUUGGCUUCGAAUAAUAUGGAAUACAAAUUCAAAUAUUUUUUUUUCCUGGCCACUUUCGGCCUCGCUUUUCAGUUUCACAUCUUUUAUUUUUACCAUUUCUUUUCUCAGUUUUACUUUUUCUGAUUUUAUCCACAAGUUGAUGACUCUUAUGAUUUCGGCUUUUUUGCAGGCAGCGGUGGCGGCGUCGACCUCGACGGACCAGACGAAGAAGCGGCCGCAGCAGCGGAAGCCUCUCCGGCAGACCAACGUCGUCGAGAGGUUCGUUCAUCUUUUUCUUUUUUUCUCUCAUUCUCUCAUUCUCUAAUUCAUUCUUCUUUUUCUCGUAUUCUCUUUUUCUCUUUUUCUCUAAUUCAUUUAUCUUCUUCUCUCAUUCUCUCACUCUCUCAUUCUCUCAUUCCUUCAUCUUUUCAAUAAUAACUGUCGAUAUAUAGUCCGUUUUUCGCGACUUGAAAGGGCGGGACUUCUCUGCGCCCUCCUUAUUUCUCUAGGUCUCUCUCAUGUUCCCGUGCUGUUUCCAUGUCUCUGACAUCGCCGGUGAGGGAACAGAGAGACGCAGACACGCGAAAACUGUCAAGUCGCGACGGAAGAACUGUAGAAGCGAUGUCGCAGGCGACAUCGCGAAAGUCUUGUUUUUUAACCGCACCGGUUUUGCAUUGUAAACACAGACGGAAAUACGUCAACAAUCUUUUUGCAAUUUUAAAUUUUCUGUGAAAAAGUAAUGUAGGUUGCUGUUCUAUUUUUCCAUCACUUCAUUCUUUCAAAAACUUUCAAAUCGUUUGCAGAUUCCAGAGAAUCUCAAAAGCCUUGCAAGUUUUUAGCUCCAUCUUCAAAUCACUCUUUUUCAAGAAAACGUCUGUUUUUUCCAGGUCCGAACGGUCGUUAUUAUGCCUCUCUUUAUCAAACCCUAUACGAAAAUUAUGUAUCGCUAUAUGUGAAUGGAAGUGAGUUUCCCAAUCAAUAUUUCUCUUCAAAAAGGAUUUUAGACCAUUCGAAUUUUUGAUUUUGUUGAUGAUUUGCGCAAAUUGUAUCGCUUUGGCCGUCUACCAGCCAUAUCCAGCACAAGAUUCGGAUUCAAAAAAUACGAUAUUGGUAAGUUUUUUUUUAAAAUUGUUUUUUAAUAGUGCGAUGAAAGUUUGAUAUCUCAUUUGUAGUAAGUUUUGAAGCCAAAGAAACUCAAAUAUGAUUUUGAAUUUCGCGAAAAUCAUUUUGAACGUAGCAUGUGCGAGAGCGUCGCGGUGCAUGCACACAACACACUACACUUUACGAAAAAAAAAAUGGGCGGGGCGUCAUCAAAAAAACGCCGUGCGUUUCUUUUAAGAAACGCAAGCUGGAGUAAGAUUAAAUUAUGAAAAUAAAUCGGGUUCCUUUUUUGAAACUUUUGAAUCUUACCUGCUUGAGAAAUAUUUGAAGAAACCCUCUACGCAAAAAGCGAAAUAGCGUGCAAAAAAGAGAAAUUUAGACGAGGUACCUUUGAAUCAACUAUAAACAUAUCUCUGAAAAAAUCAAUAUUUUCAGGAACAAAUAGAAUACGUGUUCAUUGUGGUGUUCACCAUAGAAUGUGUACUGAAGGUGAUCGCUAUGGGUUUUCUUUUUCAUCCGGGCGCCUACUUACGCAACGCUUGGAAUAUUCUCGAUUUCAUCAUUGUCGUUAUUGGGUAAUUUCUUUUUUUUUUGGUUAUGGUAUUAGGUAACCUAAAUAUGACUGACAAAGUCAUAAGUAUCAGAAAUGGGCUAAAUAAAUUUUCUUUUUCUUUCUUUUCUUUCUUCCUUUUUCAAGCCUUCCAAAUUUUAUAGAGAGUCAAAGGCUCAAAAAAGGUAGGAAAAGGGCCAAUGUAGGCUGAUAGUAGAGCGGAAAAAAUGCAGCUUAAUGGAACCUUUUCGGACCCUUCGAAAACUACAUAAAAAUGGUUUGAGGGGUUUGAAGCUUCUAAUCUUGGAAAAAUAUCAAUUCUUUCCUUUUUUUUCGACUCUGAAGAUCUUAAAACACAAUCCAGCCAGGUUUCAUCGAAAUCCAGAAAAAGUUACUUUGUUAGACUUUCUAUUUUUCGAAUAUUUACUGUAUUUUGAAUGUUUCAGAUUAGUAAGUACGAUAUUGUCGCGAAUGAACAUCCAGGGCUUCGACGUGAAAGCGUUGAGGGCCUUUCGCGUCCUCCGGCCUCUUCGACUCGUCUCCGGAGUUCCCAGUUCGUUUUUUCUUGUUUUUUGAUCCAAAAAUUCAGAAAUUAUAGCAGUUUUGAAGCUAUUUUCCUAAAAACGGUUUUGAAUUUGAAAUAAAAUGAGUUGAAAAAAGCAGAAUAAUGCAUAAUUUGAAAAUCUAACAGUAGAAGAAAGAGUAAAGCUAAUCUAUAAAAAAAAAUUAUUUCAAGUCAACUGAAAAUUUGGUGACCGCAUUUGGAAUGGCUAAACGCGUCGCGGUUUUUGAUUUUUUUCGAUUUUUUUAUGAAGGAAAGGUUAUUUUCUACGGUUAUUUAGGACGAUUAGUUUCAUAAUUUUCUACCGUUUAUUAAAGGCUGUAGAUUUUUUUAAUAGAGAUUUUUCCGCAAUCUUUUGUUGCCUUGAAUGAAAAUAAUCGAAAUCUAACGUGAAUUUAUGAAUUUUCGGUUUCUUGUCUUGUAUUUACGCUUCAAAUUUCAGUUUCAGUAAUUCCGUGUGUAUUUUACGUACUUUAAAAAGAGCAUAUUUUUUUUUCAUCGUCUUUUUUUUCUUCCAGAAUUGAAGUCGUUUUUCUGUUUUUUAAAGCGCAUAUAAUUAAGAUUUUUAGUUGAUUCAUUUGCUCAGGUAGUGUUAUGUUGUAUUAAAAAACAUUUUUAUCGCUUUUUUUGUAAUACGUUUCACGAAGCGCCUUUCCCCAAGAAUGGAAUAUAAUGAACGGUUAAAACUUUUAGGUCUUCAACCUCUUUGGUUUAGGCGUUCAGUUAAGGAUCUGGUAUUAUCACAUCAGUUUUUGCAUAAUAAGUGCUGGUCAGACUCUCACAUCCAGGUACAUAACAUCUUUGACCGUCCCAGUCAGCUCAGAGGAAAUGGUUUUAAAUUAAUAAAAACGAAACCUUCACUGGUUUUCUUCAAUUUCUUAUCACACCGCAUUACUAAUGUUUGGAAUGACAUUGAACAUGAAUUAUUGGCAGAGGAAGACAAGAAAAAAUUUAAGGACAUGUUUUUAGUGUAUGCAGAAGAUGUUGGCGUCGAGCAUAUUCUUUCAAGUGUUCACAGAUUUGUGCCAUGAUCAACUUGGUUUUAAAUAUCUACUUAUUAUGGUUCUAUGUUUCUUUUCUUACACAAAAAACUUUUUUCUUCACAGGUGGGGUUAGUUAAUCCACCUAGUGGUCUUUUUCCUUCCCUGCAACAUCACCAUACCAUCCCGAUGUUGCGAAAAAUAAAACAAAUUGAAGCUUUAAUAGUUUCAAAGUUUCUCGUAAAAAUGGAACAAUAAGCAGAAACAAUUUUUUAAAGUUUUCUUUAUCAAAUCAUAGAAAAGGAAAGAGUGGAAAAAGGCUCCAUAGAAGUUUUCCUUUUAGGGCGACAAAGGCUUCUUUUUUGCUACCUUUUCGCGUCAUUUUCUCAGCCCUUAUGCACCAUUUUUGCUGUCUCUCCCUUUUUCCACCAUCUCUUGAGCUUUUAAAAUCCCAAAAAAAAUGGAAAGCUCCAUGAAGGAACCCUCUUUCCACCUUCUGGGGCCUUUUUUGAACCUUUUGGCGGCCAUUUAUCCACCCUUCCGACUCUGCCCGACAUUUACAGUAUUGAUGAUAAUUUCUCAGGUUUGCAAGUCGUGUUGAACGCGAUUUUGCGUGCGAUGAUCCCGCUGCUGCACAUCGCGUUGUUGGUCCUCUUUGUUAUUUUGAUCUACGCCAUCAUCGGCCUCGAGCUGUUCUGCGGCAAAUUACACUCAACUUGGUAAUUUUUCGGCUUACAAAAGCUUUUUUUUGCAUUCUCUUACAAAAGCUAUGGAUUAAGGGCAAUUUUUUCGAUCUGAGAAGUUUUUUUUUCUUCUCUAUUUCCUAAAAAAAAAUAGACAGUAACUUGAGCACCUCCGUACCUUCCGUACUAUAUAAACAAUCUUACUCUUACAGUUCCCCUAAAUUCCUGAAAAUGAUUAAAGAAACGGUUACAGUAUCGACCCAGCGACCGGCCAACUGGCCCAGAAAGAACCGUCGCCGUGUGGAAAUGUCGGAAGCGCCUUCCGAUGUCAACCGUCCGAUUCUCUCCAAGAGAUGGGCGUCCAUUGGGAGUGUUCCAGCAAUACAACUUGGCCUGGUAGGCGCCCUCCUCCCUGCGUGAGCCUCCUUAGCUCAGUUGGUAGAGCGUUAGACUUUUAAUCUAACGGUCAGGGGUUCGAGUCCCCUAGGUGGCUUGAUGCUUUUUGCACUUUUUUAUUGUCGUUUUGAAUUGAAUUUGAGGUUUCUUUUCGAUAUUGCAGACAUUAUGAUGAGUUUUUAUCAACUAAUUUUGAUUCUUUUAUAAUUUUUUCAAGGUCAGAAAAGAUUUGGAAGUAGAAAUUUCUAGGUUGGCUUUUUAACGAGGCUUCUUCAUUUUUAAACUGUUUUCUUAUUGAGUAUAUAAAAACUUUAGGGCCGAACAACGGAAUAACAAAUUUUGACAACUUUGGACUGGCCAUGUUAACAGUGUUCCAGUGCGUUUCUCUUGAAGGAUGGACCGACGUCAUGUAUUGGGUAAUAUUUUUUCUUAUUCUUGAAAAAAAAAAAUAGAAGGCGAUUUGAAACCAUUCAUGAAAAAAAACCUGAUUUUCAACGUCUUAUUUAAGCAAAAUUUACAGCCUCUAAGCAAAAAGAAAGUUAAGUUAGGCGCAGACUUGUUCUGCGCCAUUUGGGUUUAGGAUGAGUUGGGAAAAAAAAGGGCGUUAUGAUAACUUUUUCCAUAAAUCAAAUAUGUUGUAAAACACGAUUUUGUUUGAUUUUAAUAUCUUUGAAACUUUAAAAUGAAAUUAAUUUUUGAUGAUAAUAUGAAAAAUGAUCUGAAGUUCAUUCACAUCAGUGCAUAAAAAAUCAAGGAUUUUUUUUAGAAAUAUGGUCAUGAAAGGAUAGAGAAAUAGUGUGGCAAAAUAGGAGUUUUAGGAAUAUUGCCAGAGAUGUCAUGAUUUUUAGAAGAACGAAAAAGAAGUUAGAGCAAUUUGAAGUCAUUUUUUUCAAAAUUGAAAAAUUGGGAAAUAAUUUUGAAGAAAUGUCAUUGUGUCCCUUUUUUGUUGUAAUUUUGAAAUUUUUAUCCACUUUCUCCGAUUUUCCAGGUAAAUGACGCGGUGGGCAGAGAAUGGCCGUGGAUUUAUUUCGUCACUUUGGUCAUCCUCGGCUCGUUUUUCGUCCUCAACCUCGUUCUGGGUGUCCUGUCCGGAGAAUUCUCAAAAGAACGAGAAAAAGCCCGGGCGAGAGGCCUUUUUCAGAAGUUUCGUGAGAAACAGCAGCUCGAGGAAGACUUGAAAGGUAACUUUGGAUAGAAUGAAAAAUGAUGAAAUGAAUUUUGACAGGCUAUUUGGACUGGAUCACUCAGGCUGAAGACAUCGAGCCGGUGAACGAAGACGAGCAGGAGGAUGAGCCUCCGCCCCAAAGUGAGUUGAAACGGAAAUCUGGAAAAGGAUAGAAAAAUGAAAAUAAAAGGUAUACAGGUUUGAAAAACUGAAAAAGGAAAAAAAAAGCAAAAUGAUGAAGUGAAAGUUUUUGUAAAAUCGACAGAGGAACGAAAAAGGAAAAAUAAUGAAGUAAGUUUGAAAAAAAUUUUACGUUUGUAAUAUUUCCAUUAGAAGUAUUAGUGUGAACACCAACGAUUCCCCUUUCAUUCAAAUUUUGGAACUCAUGAGAAAAAUAUCUUUCUUUACUUCAUGUAUGAUCCUCUUGCCGCGUCUUCAAAUAUUCUGAUCUCUCUGCCACCCUCUCUUGUUUACGUGCUCUUUUCAGAUGGCUCGAACUUUUUUUUCGAGGUUGGAGUCUGAAAAAACGAUACUCGGAAAAUUGAACAUUUGAAUAUUCGAUUUUGAAAUAGCUCCUCUACUGAGUUCGUGCAAAGAGCAGUGCCUAGGCCGGCAUAUCCCAAAAAAGCUUCAGGCAUCUUACAAAUCAGAGCUUUGUAUUUUGCACUGUAGUUAAUCGCAUUUUGCAUUUUUUUUUUUGUACAGACGAAAAAAGUGCAAAAUGCGAGGUACUUCUAUGCAAAAUGCAAAGCACUUAUUUGUAGGAUGCAUGAAGCUUUUUUGCAGAAUACCGCCAUAGGCACUGCACUUUGCAAAAAUUCUGUGGAACAGCAAAAUCCAUCAAUUAUUUUAUUAACAGUGAGAAAAAGUUCAUAAAUUCCCUUUGAAACAGUAAAGUUUCGUAAAAAAUAAAUAAUAACCGCUACAAGUAAUUUUUUCAUUUUUUUUUUUGCUUUAAUAAUUUUAAUAUUUUUUUGCACAAUAAACUGUUUUUUUAGACACGAUGGGCGAAGAAGCAGACGAAGAAGGAGAGGAAAGGGCAGAAGACGUCAGGCCGAGCAAAUGGGCGGCAAGAAUGAGAAGGUGAGUCGAAAAAUAAUUUGAUAUGUAGAUUCGUUGAGAGUUUUUUCUUAUAAAUUUUUAAUAAAUUUCCUUGAUUUUUUUUAAAUCAUAUAUUUGACCAUUUUGGAGUCCCGAAAACACGGGCAAAGUUUAAAAAAACUAAAAAAUAACCCUUGGAAAAAAACUCACAGGCUGAUUUUGUUUUACCGUUCUCUAAAAAGGUCCUUUUUUAGGAGAAAACAAGAAAACGGGAAAAAAGAAGAUUCAGAGAAACUUUUGACACUUUUUGGGAAAAAAAGGAGCUCUAGAUCCUUCUUUUUGAGUCCUUUUUGAGGCUGUUUUGGACUUUGCCUGUAGAGUGGGAGAAUAAAUUAAAAAUUCUGUUUUUUUUUCAGUUGAUUCAGUUUUUGAAGUGCUUUUUCGUUUGUCAAGGACCCGACUCUUAAAAACUUUUCGAAUUAAAACGUAAAUUUUAUCGCUCUUUACAGUUUCAAAAGCCUUGAAAAUCGAAACCCCGGCUGACUAACUACUAAUAUCAGUUUCCUUGUCUUGUCCAAAAGACUUUAACACGCUGUCGCUGUAAUUCUCAAAAAAAAACAACGAGUACAAUAAAAAAUUUAAUUUUUUGAUUCUGAUGAAAUUGCAUCCAGUGAGAUAACCCAUUAUCAGAAAUGCGGGCCCAACUUUUUGAGCCAUUUUCUUUUACUGUAGCCGGGUUACGGUAGGCAAGUGGACACCUGCGUAUCUAAGUAUUGAAUAGUUUUUAUUAGGCAAGUGAUAUAUCAAUCGAUAGGUACUCCAACUUUGAAGUCUGCCGAGUCAGUUUUUCGGCCACCACGAGCUUGAGCCGCGAGAUCCAUAAAAGUACCGUAACUCAAAAUUUUUCCACCGUAACCCAAGAUGGUAUGUACUGUAAAAGUUAUUAAAAUUGGAUUACCUACCGAUUGAUAUAUCCCUUGCUUAAUAAAAACUAUUCAAUACUUAGAUACGCAGGUGACCACCUUCCUACCGUAACCCGGCUACAGUAAGAGAAAAUGGAUCGAAAAGUUGGGUCCGCAUUUCUGAUGAUGGGUUAUCACACUGGAUGAAGUUUCAUCAGAAUCAAAAAAAUUAAAUUUUUUAUUGUACUCGUUUUUUUGAGAAUAACGGAGACAGCGUGUUAAAAAUCUAGAUCGGGGGCAACCAGUUUUUUUUUCUCUUACUGUUUGAAAGAAACUGCAGAAAAUAGAAAAUUUUGAACAUUUUCAGAUUGGAAAAAUUGAACCGACGGUGCAGAAGAGCGUGUCGUCGGCUGGUCAAGAGUCAGACGUUCUAUUGGCUCGUCAUCCUUCUCGUGCUGCUCAACACCCUCGUGUUGACAUCGGAACACUAUGGGCAGAGCGAGUGGCUCGACCAUUUCCAAAGUUAGUUUCCCACGGACAGUAUUGUCUUCGAAAACUUGAAUUAAGGAUUCCAGAGUGGUCCCUAUAGGGGUUAGGGAGGAAAGCAACUCUUAAUGUAUUCUGGAGUUCCUAAGAAGGAUUUCGCCUUUAUAAUUAUAGGAGCCGAAAAAGUAGUCUCUUCAGGAAAAAAAUUAAGCUAGUCCCUUUAGGGGUGUAGCGUCUGACCCCUUAGCCCCUAAAGCUCAAGUGGACCCUAUGGGGGUAUUUAAAUUCCAUUCAAAAAAUGCCUGUUUUUCAGUUUUUCCCAUGAAAUUGCUUCUUCGCUUACAGUUCGAAACAAUUAUUAAGCAGCAUACCCCCUAUAGGGACCACUUUUGCACGCUUCAUUGGCCAUUAUAGGGUUCUUUCUAAGGUUGCCGCUAUAGGGACCACUCUGGCGCUCCUAAGGGCGAUUUUUUUGAAAAAUAGCCGAAAAUUCCUUGAUGAUCCUGAAAAACUCAAUCUUUUCUCAAUCUUCUAGUUUUUGAGGAAAGGCUGGAAUUUUCAAAAUAGCCGUUUCAACAUAGUUUUGAUUUAAUCGGAAAACUCGAAAAGUUAGGUACCGAAAUUAAAUGAUUUUUUUAUAAGGCUAGAAAAAUAAUCGAUUAACAUUAAAAAUAAAAAAAUCUUUCCAGUUACAAGGAAACUUUUUAACAAGCUGUUGAAAAAAAUUUAGUUUUACUUUGAAUUGUGAAAUAUAUUUCUAAAAAAAUAUCGUGUUUUCAAAUUUUUUUGAAGAAUAAUCUUUGCUUUUUUUCCCGCUAGAGUUUCACUAUAAUUAAAUGAAGGAGCAUUAUUAUAUUUUUUUGGGGGAAACUUAAAAAUUUUUUUCAGAGGAAAUUAUUGUGAUUGUUUUUUUUUAAAUACUUUUAAAAAGGAAAAAAUUAUAUGAUUUUUUUCCUUUUCUGCAACUUGCUGAGCUGCUGGGACAAUUUUUAGUGGCCACUAUAGAGGCUCUCCAAGGACUACUUGGAGAGGACACUAAAGUGGCCGCUAAACCCACCUCUAUAGUGGCCACUAUUCUCCGUUUUAGUGGCCACUAUAGAGGUUUUCUAUUUAGUGGCCACUUCAGUAGUUUUUCAUACAAUAUUUCUUCCAGUAACUCUGAUAAUUUUAAUACAAACAGAUUGGACCAGUUAUGUUGAUCCAUCGACCCCUAAAGUGGCCACUAAAGGAUUCAGUGGUCUAGUAGUAGCACUUAGACCUCUAUAGUGGCCACUAAAACUUCAAAACCCUAUAGUGACCACUAGACAUUUUCCCAAUGUACCAAAAAAACUAUUAAAACCUUCGAAUUUUCGAAAAGUCUACUUUUUACAUCUGCUUUUGUGUUUCAGCCAUGGCGAAUCUCUUCUUCGUGAUCCUGUUCUCGAUGGAAAUGCUCCUGAAGAUGUACUCGUUGGGGUUCACCACCUACACCACGUCGCAGUUCAAUCGCUUCGACUGUUUUGUUGUUAUUAGGUCCGUUUUCAGAUAAUUACAUCUUUUGGCUUUACUUCCCAGGGUUUAUAGGAGUCUUAUAGAGGAAAUAGUUUAAAAAAAAGUACAUUUCCAGUUCAAUUAUCGAAUUCGUUUUGGUCUACUUCGAUCUGAUGAAGCCUCUCGGCGUCUCCGUGCUCCGGUCGGCACGUCUUCUCAGGAUAUUCAAAGUCACAAAGUUGGUUGAAACAGGGAAAUCAAACAAAAAGAAGGCGAAAAUUUAAAAUUCUUAUACAUUUAUUCAUUCAAUAAAGUUUCAAAGCAUGAAAAACGAUAAAAUUGUCGAAACUGCACAUUUUCGAAGGGGUCCCUAUAGGGUUCUGUUUAUUUGAGGACUUCUAUAGGGUCAUUUUAAUGCUCCCAAUAGUGCUCUGAGCGGUUCAUUAAAACCCUGAAGCUUUAGGGGUCCCUAUAUAGCUCAGGGGUCCCAAUCGGGAGGCCUUAGGGUUCUCUAGUGCACUCCCUAUAGGGACCACUUCGAAGUUUCUCAUAGCUAUAAAAAAGAGAAUAACUGGGAAAGUUUUUAUUGGCCACUGUAGUAGUCAGAUUAGUGGCCAUUUUAAGGGUCAAUGGAUCAAGAUAACUGGUCCAAUCUGUUUGUUUUCAAAUUAUCAGAGUUACUGGAAGAAAUACUGGAUGAAAAACUACUGACCCCACUAAAACGGAAAACAGUGGCCAUUUUAGUGUCCUCUCCAAGUCGCCCUUGGCGAGCCUCUGUAGUGGCCACUAAAAAUUUUCUCAAAACGUUAAAAAAAGGUGAGAAAAUUGCAAAAAAGAGGUUCACGUUUGAAUUUUCGUUUCCCGCCAGAAACCGCGUCGCGUACGCAACGCAUCACCCUUGCUAUCUACCCUUCUCGCCUUUUAAGUCGGGAAACAUUGACUAUACUCCAAACACAGCAUUUUUUCGUUUCGAGACCCUUCAAAAGGAUGAAAAAACGAAAAUGGGCCUCCAAACGAAGUAGACAGGUUUCCUGACAUACAACCUGAUGUAAAUAACUUAUGAGAAGUUUGAAGGUUUCUAUGGCUUUUUCCAGAUACUGGACAUCACUUCGAAACCUCGUCUCCUCGUUGCUCAACUCCCUCAGGUCCAUCAUGUCCCUUCUCCUGCUGCUCUUCUUGUUUAUUGUUAUUUUCGCCUUAUUGGGCAUGCAGGUGAGACCAAUUAGAUCUCAGAAAAGAUCUGUCCACGAUACCGUAAUCCACCGUAAUCUCUUCAGGUGUUCGGUGGCAAGUUCAACUUCAACCCACAACAACCCAAACCACGAGCCAACUUCGACACGUUCAUCCAAGCGCUCUUGACUGUGUUCCAGGUACGUUCCUGUUACAGUAGGACAGGUUACAGUAUGCUUUUCAGAUUCUCACCGGUGAGGAUUGGAACACGGUCAUGUACAACGGUAUCGAGUCGUUUGGCGGCGUUGGAACUCUCGGCGUCAUCGUUUCCAUUUACUACAUCGUCUUGUUCAUCUGCGGUCAGUUUUUGUGUAGAAUGAGCAAUCAAAACAUUAAGAUGAGCAAUAACGAAGCUUUGAGAAAAUUAAAAAAGGCAACAAAACAAAAAUUGUCGAAAUUUUUUGCUUCCACUAUAGUAGUUAAAUUAACGGCCACUUAAGGGGUUAAAAAUUAGUGGCCACUAUAGUGGUCUAAGGGCUACUACUAGACCACUAAAAGUUUUAGUUUUAGUUAAAAGUUUUAGUGGCCCCUUCAGGGGUCAACGGAUCAACAUAACUGGUCCAAUCUGUUUGUUUUAAAAUUGUCAGAAUUACUGGAAGAAAUAUUGUAUGAAAAACUACUGAAGUGGCCACUAAAUAGAAAACCUCUAUAGUGGCCACUAAAACGGAGAAUAGUGGCCACUAUAGAGGUGGGUUUAGCGGCCACUUUGGUGUCCACUCCAAUUAGUCCUUGGCGAGCCUCUAUAGUGGCCGCUAAAAAUUUUCCCAGUAAGUUCGAAAUCGGAUUCUUUCACGUCCACUAUGAAUUUUCAUCAAAAAAGCGGCAACCGACUUGAAUUCUGAAGAAAUGGUUCGAUUUUCCAGGUAACUACAUCUUGCUGAAUGUCUUCUUGGCUAUCGCCGUCGACAAUUUGGCUGACGCAGACAGUUUGACAAACGCAGAGAAGGAGGAAGAACAACAAGGUGAAAAUUUCAAAAAAAAAAGCAACUUUUUUUUGAGUAAUUUCUUUACUCCGUGUUUCCAGGUCUUACUUAGGAGCUCCAGAGUCGUCCCUAUAAGGGCAACCUUAGAAAGCCCUCGGAGGUCUCUACGGACCACUUUACCGACCUCCAUAGGUGUCACUAAAGCUUGCAAAAGUGGUCCCUAUAGAGGUUUUAGUUAGUGGCCCCUUCAGGGGACAUUCUCGUCGGAAAUUUGGUUGAAUUAUAUGCGAACAAGCAUCUCCACGCGAAAAACUGAAUAAAUAUGGGCGUUUUUUGAACAAAAUUGGAAAACCCCUAAAAGCACCACUUGAGCUUUAGGAGUUAGGGAGUAAGGUGCUAAACCCCUGAAGGGACCACUUUUCGGUCCUCAUAAAGACUGUUUUUCCUCCUAACCCUUAUAAGGAUCAUUCUUAAACUCUUAAUUAAUCCCUUUGAGAAGCUCGGAAUUUCUUCGUAUUUUGGAUUCAAAAGCAGCCUGAAACAUUAUAGUUAUGGUUUAAAGAUAAAUGUUUUUUUGUUUUGAUGAAAAAAAAAAAUAAAAAAUUCUUCCAACUGCAAGGCUUGUGACCUUUUAUGAGCCUUUUUUGAUAAUUUUUAUUAUUUUUUUGUACCUAGAACUGGAAGGAGAAGAAGAAUACGAUGAAGGGGAAGAGAAUUAUGACGGAGAAGAACGGCUUGACAUGGAAGAACAGGACGGCGGCGAGGAAAUCGUCACGGCCAGGCCAAGGAGGUACAAAAGUUUUGAAAAAAAUGAGAAAAAAAAACUGUUUUUGCAAAUCAAUUUUGAUUUGUUCUCAGAGAAGGUUUGUUUAAUAAUAUAUAUUUCUCAGAAUGAGCGAACUUCCAUCGACGAACGCAGCGAAGCCGAUUCCAAAGGCUUCUUCUCUUUUCAUCCUCAGCCAUACCAAUCCGUUUCGGUAAUUUUUCAUGUUAUUUUGAAUGAAAAAAAAACUUGAUUAAAAUUUUUCAAAUAGAGUUUUGAGAAAAUUUCGAACAAACGCUCUUUGAAUGUUUAGAUAGAUAGCCGCUUUCUGAGAAGUUUUUUUUGUUAUUUUUUCUUUUCUAAUUUUUCUUAAUCUUUUUUCUUAGUAAGAUGUGCAUUUUUGAGGUUUAUAUAGUCAAUGUUUCCCGAUUUGAAAGGCGAAGGAGGCGGGCAAGGGGCGGGACGCGCAGCGUUUGCGUACACGGUUCUUGACGCCAGUUUAAUUCAACCGCCAGCGACCAUUUGGAGAGCUCGUUUAUAGCUUUUUUCACUCUUUUUUAAAUUAUUUAUGGAUAAUGUUCAUGUGUGCAUCAAAAAUAGUAGAAAAAACAGAAAAAGAGCGGUUGCCGAGCUUUUUAAAUAGCCUGCGGCAAUUGAACUGAACUUGUGUCAAGAACCGCGAACGCACACGCUACGCGUCCCGCCCCUUGCCCCGCCUCCCUCCCCUUCCAAGUCGGGAAACAUUGACUAUACCAUAGAAUCGCACCUGGAACACAUAUUUCGGAACUUUUCAUUACAUGUAGACAAAAUUCAUAUGAAAUAGAAGUUUGACCAUAAAUCAUGUAGAUCUGCAUCUUCAGAAGAUGAUCGAACAAAAUCUCAGAAAAUUUCAAACUCAAAAUGACUUGGAAAAAAUUGCUCUGAGUCUUGAGCUUCUCUUGCAUUUAGCAUAGCCUUUUUUAAAACUUUUUGCCGCCCAAGUCAUGCCGCUGACUGGUGAAGAUUAACCAGUAGGGGAUCAAUCAGACUACAAGCCUUUUUUUAAAAAUUUCUAAAUUAUAAGUAUAGUCUGUCCAGAUUUUUUUAAUGUCAAGUGCAAUGACGUCAUUCAAAAACACUCUGUGGAUGGCUCGCUCUCUGAUUGGUUUAUCGCGCCAUUAGGGGCGGAGCUUGAGCGACGACUUGACAUUCAAAAUCUGAACAGACUUUUCGGAAUUUUCAAAAACACUUGGAAUCGAAAAAUUUUCAGUGUGUUUUGCAACAAAAUCGUCAAUCACUCGUACUUUACCAACUCGGUUUUGGUCUGUAUUUUGGUCUCAUCUGCCAUGUUAGCCGCCGAGGAUCCCUUGGAAGCCAAUUCCAGCAGGAACACGGUAAAAACUUUAAAAAAAGGAAAAUGAGCGCUUUUUUUUAGAUUUUGAACUAUUUCGACUACUUCUUCACGUCGGUUUUCACCGUUGAGAUCACGCUGAAAGUUGUCGUGUUUGGACUCGUUUUUCACAAGGUUUGUAGGGUUUUCUUAAUUAUUUUUUCCGAUAGAUUGGGAUUUUUUUGAGAAUGAACAAAUAGAAAUCUCUUUAGGGCUCAUUUUGUCGCAACGCCUUCAACCUGCUCGAUAUCCUCGUCGUCGCCGUCUCUCUCGUCUCUUUCGUGUUGAAAUCCGACGCCAUCUCCGUCGUCAAGAUCUUACGGUAACCUGGUUACUGUAGGAAGGAGAUAAGUACUGUGGCUACAGUGUCCUUCGAGUGUUGCGUCCUCUCCGUGCCAUCAACCGAGCAAAAGGCCUCAAACACGUCGUCCAAUGCGUCAUCGUCGCCGUGAAGACUAUCGGAAACAUCAUGUUGGUCACCUUCAUGCUUCAGGUAGAUCCUUUUACAGUUUCAAAAAGAUGGUUAAAUGAAUCUCGCUAAAAGUUGAGUCUUUAACUCUGUAUGCCCUUUUCAAGUUAUUUACGCCAAAUUCAAAAUUUUCUCGAACUCUCCAAAGUUUAGUUGUCUUUUUCAUUCUCUGAUGGCUAUUUUGAGUUCCGCGGAAUCCCUUUGGACAAGGCUUCAAUUUUUGAAUCUUUUGCUAGUCAAUUUUAUGAUUUUUUGUUGGUUUACAUUCGGCUCCUUUUUCUGAAGAAAGUUUAUACGGUUAAAUAAAAAAACAUCUUGGAAACUAUUUUCUGCGCAUUUUUUGCCUGAGCUACUGAGAAUAAAAUUUAAAGACGGUCCACAAAACAAAAUAGGGAGGAGAAGUCUGACCCCUAGGGCUCUAACGCUUGAUUGGACCCUAUAUUGAUCUUUUAUUUGUUUCUUUCUGAUCUGAGAAUCGAAAAGAUGUAUUAAAAUGACGCAUAGGGCACGCUCCCCUGGAGCGAUCAAUCAAAACCCUAGAGUGCUCGCUUUUGCAAGCUUUAUUGUCCAUAUAGGGGAGGUGAUCCUUUGAGAGGAACCUAAAACGGCCCCUGGGAUCGCCUCUAGGGGCCUCUCAGCCGUUGUCUAGAUUAAUAAUAGAAUUAAUAAAUCUUUCAGUUCAUGUUCGCGAUUAUCGGCGUCCAGCUGUUCAAGGGGACCUUCUUCUUCUGCAACGAUCUCUCGAAAAUGAGCGAGGCUGAGUGCAGGUUCUUUUUUUGAGAUUUUCAAAAUCAUAUCGAUUUCUUUCGCAAAUGGUUUAUCAUAUUGUCGAAAUAGGAACUUUUUGAAUUUCGUUUCCAAUCAACUUGUCUUUCUUGGACGAAUGAAAAAAGUUUUAUCAAUUUUUUAAAAUCAUAUUUAAUAAUUAUCAAUAAUUUUCUAACCGAAAAACUGAAAUCUAAUGAAAUUUUUUUAAACAGAAAUCCGUCUAGAUAGUUUUUUGCAUUUUCUUAAUUCAACGUGAGAAUUUUUAGAUACUCAAAAACGCCAAAGUGGUCCCUAGAGGGGCCGAAGGGUCAGAGACCCCUAUAGGGGCUGCCUAAAUUUUAUCCUCUAACACUAUGUUGUGACUUUGUGAACCCUGUAGGGGCUGUUUCUUUUCUAAACCCUCUAGGGAACACUCUGGCGUUCUUAAGUACGGCGCCUUUCGAAAGCUGAUCCCACAUAGAUGAUAAAAGAAAAAGCUCUUAUUUUUUCAAAACCUUGACAAUUUGAAGAGGCGAGUACAUCCACUACGAGGACGGCGAUCCGACCAAGCCAGUGUCGAAAAAGCGCGUCUGGUCGAACAACGACUUCAACUUCGACAACGUCGUCGGCGCCAUGGUUUCCCUCUUCGUCGUCUCCACCUUCGAAGGAUGGCCUGAGUCAGUUUUCGACUGGAAACAAAGAAAUUUCAACUUCUUCUCCGUCAUUUCAUUCAAAAAUAAUUGAAAGAAGUACGGGUUACUGUGGAACUUCCAAGUUAAAAGGGAAUUUCUUAGUCCCCUCUUAAACUUUAGAUGUAGUAAAAAAAUGGAAUGUAGUAUACUGUAGGUCCUCCUGACUCCAAAAGGAGAAAAUUAAUUCUAAACUCUUCCAAACCAAGGCGCGAGUCGAAAAAACAUUUUCUCUCUCUUGUAUCAGAAGGCUCUGAAGUAGAUAGAUGAUAGCACGGUUUCAUCAAAAGUUCUUCCGUGACUGGAAAAACUGCCCUUAUUCUCGAGAUCUUUUUUGCUUCGUAUUUCCAGAGUGGUCCUUAUAGGGGUUAGGGCUUGUGCCUCAUGCCGGGCGGUGCGGGCCGGUCUUUCCCGGGCUUUGGGCUUUAUUUUGAGAUAAAAUUUUUUUUUCCUUCAAUUUUACAAGUUCCUCUGUAUUCAAAGACAAGAACGCUAUCUAAUUUUUUUCAUUUCAUCUUUAAAAAUUAUACGAAACUUUGUUUGUAGUUUGCUCUACGUCGCGAUCAAUUCGAACGAAGAAGAUCGGGGUCCUGUACAUAAUUCUCGACAAGCCGUCGCCCUGUUCUUCAUCGCCUUUAUCAUCGUUAUCGGUUUCAGAAACAUUUAAAAUCUGAUUUUUCAUUCCCGAAAACUUCAGCCUUCUUCAUGAUGAACAUCUUCGUCGGUUUCGUCAUCGUCACAUUCCAGAACGAAGGAGAACGCGAGUACGAGAACUGCGAGUUGGACAAGAACCAGGUCAUUUUGUCGGCGAUGAUACAAAGGGGGCGCUAGGUGGAUUAAACACCCCACCUGUCAAGAAAGAUGAACCAAAAGAAAAAAAUAGAAAACUUCUUUAUUAAAUUAGAAAAAAAGUCUGAACGAGCUCAAGUGUUACAUUAUAAUCUUCAUGAUAAAUUAUGAAUUUAUUCGUAUUUUUUUGAUGAAUAAUAUUGCAUACUGAUAGAGUGGACACUAAAAUAAUCAGGAAUUUUUUCAAAAGGGAUUUUAAAGGUUUCAAAUUUCAAAGUUUGUUCAAAUACGAAGCUUUUUUUGCUUUUUCAAGAUUUUUUUGAACUUAUCCUUAAAAAAAUAAUAUCAAUCAAAAAAACUAAAUUUUUUUAAAAAAUCAAUAAUUUUCAGAGAAAAAUGUAUCGAGUUCGCCCUGAAGGCCAAACCACAUCGGCGUUACAUUCCAAGGAAUCGAUUCCAGUACCGAGUUUGGUCAGUUCUAAAUUUAUGAGCUUGAUAUUAUUCAAUAAAAAAAUGGGAACUUGAUUUUCUUUCAGAAAAAACAAUUUUAUGAGGUUUUUUUAAUUUUUUUUGAAAUUCGUUAGUUUCCAUCACACACGGAACACAGUGGAUUUUGUCGUCUCGAAACCGUCUAACCUGUCGGCGCUCUCUUUUCUCUCACUGAUAUGCGCCCACGGCGUUUUUUUUAGUGCGAAACCAAAAAUUUUCUAUUCUGUAUUUUCAUUUUUGUGUGUUGAGUGAGAUAAAUAAAUGAAUAAAUAAAUAAAAAAUGGAAUGGGCGGAGUUAAAACCUCUGCCGUUCCCAUGUGACGUCAUGGGUAACAAGCGUAGGGAAUAUUAAAGGCGCAUGUUCAGUGGGUCAUGAGACGAAUCGAUUUUUAAUUUUAAAAAAAGGUGAUUUUUCUGUUUUCGUGUUUAAAAGGAAACCGCGAACUUCAAAAUAACCGCCAGUGAGUGGAAAAUAUAACUGAAUUUCGGAAAUUUAGAAAUGAUUUUGAAUUUCGCGAAAAUAACUUUGAACACAGCAUGUAUGAGAGCGCCGCAGUGCAUGCACACGACACACUACACUUUACGCAAAAAAAAAGAUAUAAACGGACGUUGUCAAAAAAACCGCCGUGCGUCAGUUUCACGUGCGGAAAAUUCAGAAAAAAAAAGAAUUUUCGCAGGUGGUUCGUGACGUCACGAGUCUUCGAAUACGUCAUCUUCCUGAUCAUCGUCAUGAACACCGUCUCCUUGGCCUGCAAACAUUAUCCAUCUGGCCCGGUUUUCGAACACGCCCUCGACGUCUUCAACUUGAUUUUCACCGGAGUUUUCGCCUUCGAGGCCUUUUUCAAGAUCAUCGGUGAGAUUUCUGACUUGAAAAAAGUUGAAAAAUUUAUUUUUUAUAACUAAAAUAUUCAUUAUCAAUGAAAGGCAUUCAAACAGACAUUUACGGCAUGCUGGAAAAGUCGGUCGGUCGGUUUGGAAAACUAGGCCACGCCGCAAUACUGCUCCAUGGAAUACGUUGAAUUUCCAACCGUUUUUUUUUUCUGAACUUUUCUUUCUUUUUAAAUUUUACCGAGAAGGUUUUCGCUUAUUUUCAUUCAACUGUAUCGUUCUUGCGAGUAAAAUACGAUGGUUAGUACAUUCAAAAUUAUAAACUGAUUCAAUUUUUAAAAAUUCUUAUUCUUUUUUUCGGAUCCAAAAUAACUUCACAUAACCAAAUGAGCGAAAUUGAAAAUCAUAAGAAAUCGGAAAAUGAAAUGUGUAAAAUACACACAAAAAGGCAAGAAACAAAAUUAACUCUAACAAAAGGUAAAACAUUACCGAAAAAAACUAUAAUAAAUAAGUAACAGUUUAGUUUGAAGUGAGGAGCAUGUGUCCCAUAUCCUAGAAAACUGAUGAAAAGGAAAGAAAUUAUAGAAAAAAGAAAAAAAUCGGAAAUUCGAUUUUUCAUGGAUCAAAAUUACGGCGUGGCCUAGUUUUCCAAAUCGACUGACCGACCGACUUUUUCCAGCAUGCCGAAAUUUACUGCCAAUUUUUUUAUUUCGAGAUAUAAUCGUCUUUUUGAAACAGGCAUCUAAGGAAAUCGUUCUUUAACCAAUUUUUUUAAGUUUUUGAUAAUCUUUUUUUAAAAUGAUGGUUAGAUUUCGAACCACAACCCCAAUUUUUUUGAAAUUCGAAAUCGAAUCGUCUUUGAUAAUAGAUGUAAUGUUUUGAUUUUUAAUAUAAUAUUACUGAAAAAAAGUAAAAACACACUUCAGGAUAUUUUAUUCAUUUUGCAGCCUUGAACCCGUGCAAUUAUUUCGGAGAUCGGUGGAAUUUGUUCGAUUUCAUCAUCGUGUUGGGAUCGUUCAUCGACAUCAUCUACGGAAAAUUCAGUCCUGGAGGUAACAGUUUCAAAAUCCUUAAGUGGCCACUUCAGCCUUUGUUGAAAUGUUUGAAAAGUUUAUUUCGCUCACAGACACUUCUUGGUGUAAACAUUUAUAAAAAAAUAUGAAAUUUUUACUGAUUUUUUUUUAAAGUCGACGGGAAUAAUCUACUUAAUGAAUAUGAUAAUUUCAGCCGCUAAUUCGACCAAUAUAGUGGCCAAAAAAACCCUAGAGUGUCCACUAAUAAUUUUCCCAGUAAGUCGAAUUUGGCAAAAAAAAGGUCAAACGUUCUCUGGAGGUUCAAAAGUGCAUCAAAAAAACUGCAUUUUGCGAAAUUUCUAGACGAAUAGUCUUUUUUUAGGAGUUUUUUUACCUGAGAAAAAAAUCGGUCGAAACAGCCUUUUUUUGAAGUUUUCAAAAUUUAAAACCUGAAAGGUCAUUUCAAAAUUUUGUGAAACCUUUUAGUUUGUAAAAUUUCGAAAAACUUCAUCUUUUGCGAGCUUUUUUUACUUAGUAUUAUCUAUUAGAUUCUCCGAAAGAUUGAAAAAGAAUUUUACAAAAAUUUGCAGGAACGAACCUGAUUUCGAUCAACUUUUUCCGGCUUUUCCGUGUGAUGCGGCUCGUGAAGCUGUUGUCGAGAGGCGAAGGAAUUCGAACCCUUCUCUGGACCUUCAUGAAGAGUUUUCAAGUAAAAUUGGAAUAAAAUAAAAUUCUCAAACUUUUAUUUGCGUUUUCAGGCCCUUCCAUACGUCGCCCUGCUCAUUGUCCUCCUGUUUUUCAUUUAUGCCGUCAUCGGGAUGCAGGUAAAAGCUUCUUUUUAAUUUAUUCUCAUUUUUAAAUUGUCUUUUGAAUUCAAUAUUUUGGUUUAUGUUGACAGGAUAACAGUAAUGGGUCUAAGAACUUUUUUGGACCAGACUUUUUUUUUCUUUUUUCCUAUUUAGCGAUGGUUAAUAGAAACAGAAAAUUGUUUUGAAUUCAUUUUUAUUGAUUUCCAAAAACAGGAAAAUAAUUUUGUUGAUCGAAACACUUUUUUCAUAACCUUAAUGUUUCUUUCUUUUUGAUCAAAUAGUUUUUUUUGAACCAUUCUUUUUUUUUUCUUUUUUUGUUCUCUUAUUCCGCCUGAGGAUCAGCUCUCGUUUUUUUUUUCCUAUAUCUAAAAGAACGGAGUAAUAUUUUUAAUAUCGUUUCAAUUAAUUUAUGAUAAGAGGGAAACAAUGAUGUUGAUAUUGAAAAUUUAAAUAAAUAUCGUUGGCAGCUUUUCUGACAUGAAGCGCCAAAAGAGCGCCACAACUCUUUCUCUGACACACACUAUUUCGUCGUUUUCUCGCAGCUAGAUAACGACGAAAUAGUGUAUGUCAGAGUAAUAGUUGUGGCGACCUUUUGGCGCCCCAUGUCAGAGUUCUUCUCGUGUGAAUAUUUUUUUUUGAACCAGUCCUUUUUCUUUUUUUUAUCCUGUGUGAUUGAAAUUUGAUUCGGCUAUUCACAAUCGUUUUUUGAAUAAGCUCCUAUUUUCUACAGAAAUAAGUAACAGUAAUGUUAGAUAUUGGUUCUCAAUUAUCUUCUCGAAAAUUUCAAAGUUUUCUUGAACUUAUCCCAUAUUUUAUCAAAUUUUCUAGAAAAAUGAAUUGAAAAGAAAAUUCCAAAAUUCAAAUUUUGAAGCGUUUCGAAUCUAAGUGGAAAUUUAUACAAGCCUCACUACUUUUUUUCUGAAACUUGAAAAAAAUUAAGAAUUUUUUUGGAGUUUCAAUAACUUUGAACCUAUUUAUGCCAAAUUUUUUAAUUUUUUAAAAAUGUUUUUAUUUUUCAAAGCUAAUUUUAUUUGAUAUUAUAGGUGUUCGGAAAAGUGGCGCUGGACGAUGCGACUUCUAUCCAUCGAAAUAACAACUUCCAUUCGUUUUUCGCCGCCGUCCUCGUCCUUUUUCGGUGAGUUUUGAAUGAACUGUUCACCACUAAACUAAUAAUUUUCCACCAAAUCCUCGAAAUUUCGAAAAGCUAAUAGUGAAAGCUCAUUAACUGUUUCAAACGACAAACUUCAUGAAAAUAAAAUGUUUGUCAACACUCAUCACAUACUUUAACACGCUGUCUCUUUAAUUUUUAUUAGAAGCUACUCAGAAUUUUUAGAGGAGAUAAUGGAAUCAGAGAAAGUACAGAAAGUAUCUUUGAAAAAACAACAGUUUUCAGAAAAAGGACAAAAAGUUAGCUUAGAUUUCCUAGAUUAAAUUAAAGUUUAUUGUGGCUUUUAAUACACCCCCCACUGAUUAAGACCUACGGGUCUGAUUUAAAGUUCAUUUUGAGCUUUCCCGAGUUUCGCAUGUUUUUCUUUAUGAAACCGAAACCAUAUGAAGAAAAUUUGAAGACGCAAAGUUUCGCUCAUUUUUUCUCAAGAAAUAAAAUAUUCCAGCAGAAAACUUACUGAGUUAGGCUCUUAAAUCAGAAAUAAAUAUUGAGCUCUUCAAAAUCAAUAGAAUUCUUAUCACAAGAUUGACGAAAAAAUAAAUUUGAAGGAUAUAUGGAGGAUUAAUAAAUUUACUAAGAAGUCUUGGAUUUUCUGGACCUUUUUCCAGUGGAAAUAUACAGUUUGUUCUCCAUUUUGUGACACAAAGAAUAAUGAUGAAAUGAAGCUAAAAAAAGAGGAAGAAGAUAAAAAUUGAAGAUCGGCGACUGGCGAAGCGUGGCAGGAGAUCAUGUUGUCGUGCUCGGACCGAGAAGACGUCCGUUGCGACCCGCUCUCCGACGACUACAAGAGAGAUCGCGAGGCUCGUUGCGGCGUCAACUUCUCCUACCCCUACUUCAUCUCCUUCUUCAUGCUUUGCUCGUUUUUGGUCGGUUUUUGAAAAGUUUCAAGGCGUCUAUCGAUAAUGAUAGUAAUAAUAGUCGCUCCACUCAGUUCAUUCAAUAGACAUGAUGAAAAAGCCCUACAUUGUUUAUAGCUGAUUCACGGCAGGCUUGAACCAUCGAAAAAAUGGUCCUGACACGAGAUAGCGCCUGGCUCAAGGAGAGCGCAGACAGGCCACGCCUCCUUAGUGUUCCAAGCUGACCGUGAAUCAGCUAUAUUUAUCAAGUCACGGCGUUUUUGUUAGUAUAAAAAAAUGCGAAACCAAAAACACGGUGGGCGGAGCCAAAAUAUCCGCCGUUCCCACGUGACGUCAUGGGAACGGCAGAGAUUUCGAAGAGCGUAAUAACAGGACGUAUCAAAGGCGCAGGCUGCCGUAUUGCCAAAGGUCUUUGAGAUGAAUUGAAAUUUCUCUACAUAAACGUUCUACAUUCUCUACAUAAUUUUCUGCGCGAAACCGGCACAGUGCAUGCACACGACACACGACACUUUACGGAGAAAAUUUUGCACAAAGGCUUUUGAAAAAUUCUUGAUAAUUGCUUUUUUGCGCGAUUUUUUUUAGAGUUACGACUACAUUAUGUUAAUUAUAGGCCUGGUUUAAAUUGAACACAAAAUUUGGGAAAAAAAAAAUUUCAAAACUUUGCGCAGGUAACGACUCAAGGACCUUUACCGGAACCUUCAAAGGGUUUUUAGGAUAAUUCCUAGAAAAUCAAUAAACCUAACCUGAAAAUUACCUUUUCUUUGAGAAGCCUUAAAGUUUUGAACAACUAAAAAUUUGAAAUCAACAAAAAAUUUUCAAGGUCAUCAACUUGUUUGUCGCCGUCAUCAUGGACAAUUUCGAUUAUCUGACGAGAGAUUGGUCGAUUUUGGGUCCUCACCAUCUGGAAGAAUUCGUCCGUCUCUGGUCCGAGUACGAUCCCGACGCCAAAGGUAAUCGAUAAAUCUUCAUCCUUCGGAAAAGAAAAGGGAGAGGCUCAAAAAAGGCUGCAGAAAGGCGCGGAAAGGCAGCUAAAAGGCCCCAAAAAGGCAGCAAAAAGGCCCCAAAAAGGCCUCAAAAAGGCUCUAAAAAGGCCGCAAAAAGGCAUCAAAAAGACUACAAAAAGAGUCCCUUUAUCGAGUCUUUCAUUUUUUCUGGGACUUUGAAGGCUCGAUAAAUGGUGAAAAAAGGAGAGGCUGCAAAAAUGGUGCAUAAGGGCUCAGAAAAUGGCGCAAAAGGGCAGAAAAAAGGGAGCCUUCAUCACCCUAAAAGGAUCAUUUCUAUAGAGCCUUCCAGCAGCCUUUAUGGACCCUGGGAGAGCCCUUCCGACUUUGCCUGUUUUCUAUCCCCCAAGCAAGGUCAUUUCACCUUGCGGUUAGGGAUUUUCUGGGCGCUUUGACCGAAAACUCUUUCUUCAGAUUUUUCGUGGUUUCUCAAAAAAUCUAUCAGACUUUUAAAAAUUAUCAACAUCUUCAAGGUUCCGUAUCAUCAUUUACGAUGUCUCAAAAAAUAUUCAGGUUUUUAUUUUCCCCUUUCCAGGCCGGAUAAAGCAUCUGGACGUUGUCACGUUACUGCGAAAGAUCUCCCCUCCAUUGGGUUUCGGAAAACUUUGUCCGCAUCGAUUGGCUUGCAAGGUUUGUUAUGGGUGCAGUGGAAUUUAUAGCCUUUUAAGUUCACUAAAACAAACGCGAUGUCGCUGACGACAUCGCGAAAGUCUCGCAUUUUCCUAGGCGCGAUAUCACGUUUUUCUCGGCGAGAGCUUGUAUUUAAAAGAAGACUUUUGUGAGCAGCCACGGUGACAACGCGGUUAUUUCGCGAUGUCGCUAUUGUAUCGCGAACAGAAUUGAUUUUUUGUUAGAUUUUGCGUUCAACAGAAUUUUUUUCAAUGAAUAGACGAUAGAAAAAAACCAAAAUUUUUCAUACUUCAAAACUCGUAAAAUUUUCACUUCAAUUAUAAGUUUCAUUAAAACUAUGAAUAAUUUUUUUCAGAUUUAUGAAAUGAUUCCAAAAAAAUACUCUUGUUUAAUAAAAAACACGAAUUUACCUCUCUAUGAAAAACUUCAACUGUUAAACUAACUUUAUAAAAAUAAUUUAACAACCAAAAAAAGCAUUUAAAAUCAUUUAAAGUAGAGAAGUAAUGAAUAAAGAACGUUCAAAUCAGCAAAAACGCCAAAAUUUGAAAGGAAAAUCAUGGAAAAUGUCAUAUUUUGACCUUGGAAAUUUGGGCAAGGAGAUUUUCAAGAUUCUCUGAAGGAUUUUCAUGAAAUAAUGUGAUUUUGCAGCGAUUGGUGUCGAUGAACAUGCCCCUGAACUCUGACGGAACAGUUUGUUUCAACGCGACUUUGUUCGCCUUGGUCCGGACCAACUUGAAGAUUUACACAGGUUUCGUAACUUUUCAUUAGCUUAAGAACGACAGAGUGGUCACUAGAGGGGUUAGGGAAAAAUCAGCGCCUAUAGGGGACAACAUAGUGCUCCCUAGGAAGCUGAAUUUUAAGGGGUCCCUAUAGAAGCUAAGAGUCUGGCUUUUAAAGCUCCUUAAGCUCAAGUGGGCCUUUUAGGGGUCUUUCAGAAAUCAGCCAUUUAUUCUGUUUCUUCGCAUGGAAAUGUUUUUUUGUCAUACUAGAACUCUCCCAAAAAUAAACGACUAUUUUCCCUAGAGUGGCCACUUUGGCAGGUUCAAGCUCCUCUAUAAGAGAAAGUAAGGUGGUCCCUAGAGGGGAGUCUUCAAGAGCCCCUUAAGUUGUGCCUAUAGUAAUCACUGUAGCGUUCCUUUUGACUUUUUCUUUUGAUGGAGUUAGGAACGACAGAGUGGUCACUAGAGGGUUUGGGGAAAGCAGCUUCUAUAGGGGACAACAUUGUGCCCCCCACAGGAAGCUGAAUUUUAAGGGGUCCCUAUAAAAAAAAAGCUAAGAGUCUGGCUUUUAAAACUCCUUAAGCUCAAGUGGGCCUUUUAGGGGUCUUUCAGAAAUCAGCGAUUCAUUCUGUUUUUUCACAUGGAAAUGGUUCUCGUCAUACUAGAGCUCCCAAAAAUAAACGACUAGCGUCCCUAGAGUGGCCACUCUAUAGGGAUCACUCUAGCGCUCCUAAGAAGAUCUUUUUUUCAGAAGGAAACAUCGACGACGCCAAUGAACAACUAAGGUCGGCAAUAAAGAGAAUUUGGAAGAGAACUUCGACCAAAAUGCUCGAUGAAGUCGUUCCGCCGGCUGGAAGUUUGUUUCCUUUUUCUCUAAAGUGCCGAAAUUUCGAUAUCAAGAAUAAAAUGUGAAGUAAAAUAUAGCUUUUUGGAAACGACUUGUAAAAGUUUGCACAAAAAUGACUGAGCGAACUUUUUCGAUCAUUUUUAUAUUUAUAACAUCAUUGUAACCUAUUUCUAAAGGGUUUGGACUCCUGAAGGAAGUUGAGAUUUUCAAGUUUUCGCAAAGGUUUUGAAUUAGUUGAUAGUCAUAAAAUGGUAUUCUCUAAAGUGCCGAAAUUUCGAUAUCAAGAAUAAAAUGUGAAGUAAAAAUAUAGCUUUUUGGAAAACGACUUGUAAAAGUUUGCACAAAAAAAUGACUGAGCGAACUUUUUUUCGAUCAUUUUUUUAUAUUUAUAACAUCAUUGUAACCUAUUUCUAAAGGGUUUGGACUCCUGAAGGAAGUUGAGAUUUUCAAGUUUUCGCAAAAGGUUUUGAAUUAGUUAAUAGUUCAUGAAAUGAUUUAAAUUUUUUUAUGAAAUAUUAUAUUUCAAAUAUAGCCCCGGGACAUAAAUUUUCAGAAAAGUUUUUUUUUCUCUAGAAUUAGAGCAUUUUUUUGGUUUUUUUCAAAAAAUGUGUUUUCGUCAAGUUUUGUUCGAAAUUUAUUGAGGAAGUAGCUUCUCAAUUUUUUUUUGCCAGUUUUUCGAUCUCUGAUUCAAAAAUUGGGAAAUAAACUUCAGAGAACUUUUGACCUGAUGCAAUAAAGUGGAAAAUGAUUUUCCGCUAUUUUCCUGAAAUUAAAAAGGCCUAAAACUCUCCAAGAAUUCACUGAUUUUGUCUUAUUCUGAUCUGAUAGGCUAUAAGGAGUUUCGGAUAAGGAAGAAAAGAUUUCAGUCUAAAAAAAGACUGGAAACUUUCGAGUUUCAGGAAAAUUGCGGGAAACCAUUUUCCUUUUUAAUGCAUAAGGUCUCAGUUUGAGACCAGAUAGAUCAUGUAGCUGAUUCACGGCUGGCUUGAGCCAUCGAAAAAAGGGUCCUGACACGAUAAUGCACGAGAUAGCGCCUAACUCGUGGAGAGUGCAGACAGGACACGCCCUUUAGCGUCCAAAGCUGGCCGUGAAUCAGAUAUAAUUACAAAAAAGAGUUUUCCAGAAUUUCAAUCUGUAUUUGAUGAAUUUGAAGGAUUAACUGAUUCUGAUUUAUUCUGAUGUAAUCAGCUUUAUAAGGAGUUUCGGAUAAGGAAAAAUUCAAGUCUAAAAAAAGACUAGACACUUUCGAGUUUCAGAAAAAAUUAAAAAAAAUCAUUUUUCCACUUUAUUGCAUACGGCCUCAGUUCGAAAUCAGAUCAUAAAUCCAAGAAAAAAAUUUUUCCAGAAUUUCAACCUGUAGUUAAUUAAUUUGCAGAAGAAGACGACGUGACGGUGGGAAAGUUCUACGCGACCUUCCUCAUCCAAGACUACUUCCGACGGUUCAAAAAACGAAAAGAAAUGGAGGCCAAGGGAAUCGUUCCAACACACACGCCGCAGGCCAUGGCUCUUCAGGUUAUUUUUUGAAAUUAUGACAGUAUUUACAGCUCAAAUUGUUGAAAAAUCAGUUGAAUGUUUCAUAGCCACGGUAAAAGGGUCUCCAGGUUAUUUUUCGGGGUUCCUCCCACUUUCUUAUCCACGAUAGGUUCAUGGGAAAUUGACAAGGGAGGUAAUUUUACUUUGCGGUUGGGAUCCCUCUGAAAACUGGCCAGAACGCUCCUUGAUGAAGCAGAAGAAGAUUCUGAAAGUCUCUACCUGCAAAACUUCCUAUUUAUUGAGAAAAAAACGCUCCAAAUUUAAAGGAAAUCUUCAAAACACAGUAAAAUAAGCUAUUUCGGGGAUUUGAGCCCUUAUUUCGAAAACCAAGUAGUUGUGCAGGUUGAGACUUUCAGAAUCUUCAUCUGGUUCAUCAAGAAGUGUUUUGACCAAUUUUCAGGAAAUUCCCAACCGCAAAGUAAAAUUACCUCCCCUGUGAGGGAAAAAGUUCGAAAUUGGUAUAAAAUAAGCAAGAAUAUUAGUUUAAUGUUUCAUAGUCACAGAAAAAUAAUUCUCCAGGUUGUUUUUUUUUUUAAUUUGCGAUCGUUUUGUUCGUUUUAAAUUAAAAAUAUUAAAAAAAGAAAAUUAAGGUUGAAACUUUAUAGAUGAAGAAUCGGUGAAGCUUAGAAUCUCAAUGAGUAAAAAUAUUGAAAAAAAAUUCUUCAUGACUUAAAGUCGAAACGGGAACGCGAUUUAAUAGUGGUGGCCUGAAGAGACACCAGAGAAACGAGAAAAAUGUCUCACUGUCUAGCAUCUCUUCAGCCAAAAUUGAUCUCUUACUUCGAUUUUUUUGGGAUGCAAAACCACAAAAAUCCUAUUUUGCGCUUUAUUGAGAAGAAAAUAAAUUGUGACCGCACGUAGAAUGGCUCAACGCGAAGCGGUCGCGUAGCGGUUCCGUCCAGUAUAUUUUAAUGGCGGCUAUAAAUUUUCGCGCAAGUCGUUUUGGGUCGGUUGCGUUCUGAAUCAACCGCCUUGAGCCAUUCUGUGCGUUAUUGAUUCUAAGGAAUUUCUUGCGAUUUUUAGAAAAAAAUGAAAAAAAUUUUUUUGAAAAAAAUUGAUUCACUAUGAAAGUAAUUGUGUUUAUAAUGGGAAAUCUUGUAACAAAAAUUUUUUUUUCAACCCUUUUUGUUGCAAUAACUUCAUUUAUCAUCAUUCUUUUUUUCUCAUCUUGCUUAAUAUCAAACGAGUUUCCGGCUCUGUGAUGAGAAUGAAGAAAAAAAGAAAAACUUGAGACGCAAUUUGGUCGUUGGACGAGAUGCCCCUCUUCUUACGAAAAAACGCGGCAAACGAGAUGGCCAAAAUGAAAUUUUCGUUUUUCAAGUAGGAGCGAAGCGGAAAAGUGCGCGGAAAACUUCUUUUUUUUUCUCCGCUGCUUCAGUUUUUGAGUUCAGGAAUUUGUUUUAAAACUUUCAAGCGUUUUUUGUGAUAAAAUUGAUCUUUUUAGUCGAAAGUUUUCAAUGAAAAAAAUAGCUUAAACGUAGUAAAAAUGCUCCGAUUUUUGCAAAAAAUAAAAUAGUAUAACCAAGAAAGUUAGGUUAUAUUGCUAAAUGACCAUUUAUUGCAUUAUAAAACUCAGAAUUGCUCAUUUUAUGACCCAACUUUCUCUCUCUCAAGCUCUGAUUUAAAACGGUUUCAAAAAAACCUCUUCAUUCUGGCUUUUUUUCAAGUUUAAAAACUCCAUUUUCUUUUCUUUUUCCUUCCAAAAAGGUUAGAUUUUAGUCUGUUUGCUCACCUGCUCGAAUUUCGAUUCAAAAUUUCAAAACCAGCUGCUUUUUGAAGAUUUUUUUUUUCGUUUCAAAACACCUGCCUUGAUAUUUUUCCUUCCGAAGAAGGAACCAAUAAAAUCCCGUUUUUUUCUCAACAAAAGUCGUAAACUCAUCUCAGAACCAUACAAUUUCAAUGCAUUUCCAAUGAGGCAAGUGCACUGAAGGAUGAGAAAAAGUAAGACGGGAAAAAAGUUGAGCUCAAGCCCUUUUUGCUGUUUCUCUCGGAGUUGAAAACUUCUAUUUUUGGUGGUUUUCUUAAUUCAGCGCUUUCAUUACUUGUAUAAAUCUUUACUAAGUUUCGGAUUCUAUUUUUUUCUCCUUUUUAUUUUCAAUGGAAAUUUUUCUGAUUCUUAUGGAACAUUCACUCGAAAAAUCUGAUCACGAUUACUUGAUUUAUUGUAGAAAAAUUCAUAUUUUUCUCAAAUCCUGUCCAAAUUUGAACAGACAGAACCAAAAAAUCUCAAAAAAAAAGGCGGGAAGAUUGAGGGAAAUCCUCACCUCCCCUAUAGGGUUCACUUAAAAGCUCUGACCGUGAACCCCUAUAAUGACUACUUGAGCUUUAGUCUUUUAGGGAGCACUAUUUUCUCUUCAACGUGUUGUUUCUUUUUUCCUAACCCCUUUAGAACCCACUCUGGCUUUUCGGAGUAAAGAUUGGGUUUUUUAAAUAUUCAUGAAUGAUUUUUUUUAAUGAAUUGUAUUUUUUGCAGGCCGGUCUCCGAACUCUACACGAAAUCGGGCCCGAACUGAAACGCGCCAUUUCCGGAAAUCUGGAAACGGAUUUCAAUUUCGACGAUCCGGAACCUCAACAUCGGGUUUGUUCAUCUUUUUUCGGCUCAAAAUAACCAAUAAUUCCCACUUUCCACUCAAAAACCAUUAGAAUCUUCCCAUCCCUUUGUAAAAAAAAUGAUAAAAAAGACGGAGAGAAUCUAAAUUAUUAAAUAUUUUGGAUGCGCGUUGUUUUCUUCCUUCUUUUCUUACUAUUUGAUUAUUCUCAAAUUUCCGAAAAGGUUCCGUUGGCAAUUUUUUUGCUCCAGCUGAAUUUUUGGAUAAUUUUGGCUUGGUUUUUUUUUAUGUCUCGUUUUUUUUUUGAAAUCCGUUUUGAACAGAGUUUUUCAUUGGAUUAAUUUAUUCGAGACAUGGUUAAACUUGAAAAAUUUGAGAUGGGAUUUUGAAUUUUCAUUCUGAAAUCGAGAACAGGACGAAUUUGAUUAUUUUGGGUUCAAUUUUUGGACCCAGCGAAUAGGAAAAAUUUUGAAAUCUCACCAAAAUGGGCAGGACCUCACAAAGUGCGCUCCGCCGUACUUUUGAAGAAAAAUAGUUGUUUUCCGUAAUUUUAUAUAUUUAUAGGCUUACUUGAACUUUCAGUACAACAAUUAGAAGAUUAGUUAGGACAAAAAUCUGAAAUGAAUGGCCCUUUGACGUCAUUUUAUGCUGAAUCAACACUUUUUUGAAUGGAAAUAAUGAAUCGACACAAUAAAAGCGUAUAGACGAAGAUUUAUCGUUGAGAAAAAAAUUUAUAAAGAAAAAAAAAUUGUUUCUUGAUUGCCCACGUAAUCAUAGUUUCAUUGUUCAGAAAGCUUAAAAAGAUUAUAUAUUCCAAAUUUUUUUCAAAAUUUCAUUUUCUCUAAUACAGCUUUAACCUUAGGGCGCAAUAAAAAGAACCUGAUUUUUUUGAAAAAAAUAUUCCCAUUUUUUUCUAUUUUUUUGGAGAUUUUUCAGACUUUUUUUCCUGGAAAUUUUAAAAUUCAAAAAGCUUGCAAGUAGAAUCAUCAUAGUUAAAAUAUUCAAAAAAAUUUCUGAAAAAAGGCAAUUUUUUUCUACUUUCGGAAAGGCUUUAACCUUUUUUUUGUCCUGCAGAACACUUGAAAAAAAUCACAUUUUUGGGCUCAAACUCAUUGUUUUUCUUUUUUUCUGGCUUUAAAAAAAGUCACGCUUUUCAGCUUAAGUUUUUUUAUAUUUUUUCUGGACGUUUAAAAGAGGUCCAAGAAGCACUCUAUAUAUUUUUCAUUCCGAAAAAACACGGAGGAACGGAAACGAAAAGCCGGAAAUGAAGGGCCUCUUGUUAAUUCAUUCACUUUGGUGAGCUCCUCCUCAAGAUUUAUGGUUUUUUUUAGUCAAGAGCAAUUUUUUCUACUGAGAAAGGGUCGAUUCAAGAAAAGAAUUCUUUUUGAAAUUUUCAGGUUUCUAGGUGAAUUUUUUUAGUGUUCUUUUAAGUUUUUUUCCAGGCAAUUUUUUUCUCAACUUAACUAUUUUGAAAAAAAGUGGAUUGAACUUUUUUUCUGUAGAAGCUUCAUCUAUGAAAAACUUUAUGUAUGAUCCCAUUUUGACCUGAAAUUUCAACUUUUUGAUCGCUUUUUUUCUAGAAAAAAAGGAGAUUUGGGUAUUUUUGUUUAUAAAUUCAAAAAAAUUUUAGACCACUCUAAUAAAUUUUUUUAAUAAAUUUCCAGAAAUAUCGAUGAAAAAAAUAAUUUUGCUAUAAUCAAAUCAAAUCAAAUCAUUUAUUUUGUUGUUUUAGUCUGAUGUAAUCGACUAGGCGGUGAACAAGAACUUUGAAAGCUAUAACGAACAACCGCCUUUGGCGAACUAGAAGUCCAAAUGUGUAGUUGAUCAAGUUGAAAGCAUGGUCUUACGGUCCUUCGCUUUGUUCUUCUGCGCGUAGUCCAUCCAGUUGCGCCUUGACGAAUGUAGCGGAUCUCGUGCUGGAGCCCGGAGACCGUGCUCUAGGUGGAAGACUCAGAAUGAGAGCGGCCACUUCGAGUGAAGAUUUUACACGGAAAAAAUCAAACCUUUUUGGAUCCGCCGUCCCGAAAAAACUGAUUUUCUUGGAUUUUUAGGUAAAAAUAUGAAGUUUCUUGAUUAAAAAAAAUUGUACAAAUUCUGAAUGUUCAUAGUGAGAAGCUGAUUGGAACGAUUUCAGAAUGAAAAAAAUAAAAAUUCGGAUUUUUUACUCAAAAAUGACAUUACUUAAAUUAUUAUUUGGUGAAUUCCCUGAAAAUAUCAGUUUACUGUUUCUUUUGAGAAAUAUUUCCUUAAGAUUUUCAUUUCUUUUUUUCAAUUUGGUUUUUUUCCUUUCCGCACGUUAUUUCGAAAUUUAUCAUUUUACGAGCUUUUUUUGAACAAAUGGAUAAUUCGGAAAAUGGCCUUUAUAAAUGAUUGAUCUUGUGCGCCCCACGGAAACUGCCGUUUUUUUCUUGCUCAUCUGAAGAAGACACGAUGUUUGGCUCAUGAAUCAAGAUGCAAAAAAAGAAGAAGGAAAGCCAUCUAGGUACCCCAUUUGUUAGAACGCUCGCCACUGCCAAAAAACAAACAAAAAAAAACGACGGCUCCAAUUUUUCUUUUUUUCAAGAAUAUUUUUUGCUUUUCUGGAAAGCUAGGAUUUGCUUAAUUGCUCAUGUAAAAUUGAUGGCGGGGAAUUUUUCGACGCGAAAUUGCCCAGACUUGUUUUUGCGCGUUUUCCAAGCGAUUCAAGUUGAUUUAGAGUUACUGAACGAAAAAUAAAUUGGCUCAAGAAGUGGCUAGUUUGAUACUUGAAGUCUUGAAGUCUUUUUUGACUACGACACUCCAAGCUACGAUACGAGGAAUAGGAUUCUGAAUUAACAGAUUAUUUUAACACAAUUUCCAAACUUUCGAUGUCAGAAUGAAGUUUAAAAAAAUGUUUUUCAUCGAUUUUCAAAUUUUACAACUUUCCGCUAUAAAAACGUCAGUUUAACGUUUCUUGGACCAUUUAUAGGUUCCAAAAUCUUUUUUCUAGUUCUUAUAUUUGUUCAAAGCGAAACCUGUAAAUAAAUGGCAUGUUCUAAAAACACGAGCGGUUGUGGGGCACGAGCGGCACGACCGUUACUAAAUCACAAGCGGUUUCAUUUUUCGCUCCUUCGCGAACGCUUCUAAAUCACGAGCGUUUUUUUGGCUUAUCGUUCUGUUCGAGCGUUUCUAAAUCGCGAGCGUUUCAUUUUAAUCAUUUUCUUUAUUACCAUCCAAGUGUGUUUUUUUUUCAUAUUUCUACCUUCUUUUUCUCCUUGAAUACAAAUUUUGACGAUCUUAUAUGCACAUUUUUUCGCUCAAUUUGUUGAUUGAUUCACAUUUGAGGUUCAUAUAAUGGGUUUUUUCUAAGUUUUUUUGCGGUCUCUAUAAUUUCACAGAUUCUGCGUAUGGCAAAUUUUUUUUCUAAUAAUUUCAUCUGAUUUUCAUAUUCAAUAUUUCACAGAUUUUGCGUAUGAUAAACUAAUAUUUCACAGACGUCUCGCAUGAAAGUCAAUAUUUCUCAAAUUUUGCGUAUAGCAAAUUUUUUUUUCUAAUACUUUCUCUCAAAAUUUUUCUGGUAAUAGAAUCUCAUAUUCGAAUUGAUGCCAUUCAUAUUUUAUUCUCCUCUUACCCGCUAGAAUAGUUUUGGAGAUAUUACCAAAAAAUUUAUUCGUUUCCAAGCUUUGAAAAUAUUUAUCAUGAAACGAGAAAAAAAAAAUACGAAAUUUACGAAGUAUCAAAAAUAAAUUAAUAACCGUAGCGAAUGAAUGAAAUAAAUGCCAUAAGCGUCUGGUGGUUCAUCGGUGAAUGACAGCCGUAUAACGAAACAGAUUGGAAAAAUGAAAAAUAUAGAAAAAAAGGGAAAUCAAUGUAUAAAUCAGAGUUUAUAUGCAAUAACAGGGGGCUUCGUGUAAGCAGGUGAAAUUGAAAAAAAUAAUUCUCCUCACUGGAUCCCGCGCAGAACGUUCAGGGGAACUUUUCUAACAUCCGAAAAAAAUUCGCCCUCAACAUAUGGCUGAUCCGAAAAAGAAUUAAUCUCAUCGAGGUGAACACCGAUGAUGUUUUGGUUCUCUGAAAGAUAAUAAAAAAAAUAAAAAAAAAAUCUGAGAAAUAUUGACUUUCAUGCGAGACGUCUGUGAAAUAUUAGUUUAUCAUACGCAAAAUCUGUGAAAUAUUGAAUAUGAAAAUCAGAUGAAAUUAUUAGAAAAAAAAUUUGCCAUACGCAGAAUCUGUGAAAUUAUAGAGACCGCAAAAAAACUUUAAAAAAAUCCAUUAUAUGAACCUCAAAUGUGAAUCAAUCAACAAAUUGAGCGAAAAAAAUGUGCAUAUAAGAUCGUCAAAAAUUUGUAUUCAAGGAGAAAAAAAGAAGGUAGAAAUAUGAAAACACACACUUGGAUGGUAAUAAAGAAAAAUGAUUAAAAUGAAACGCUCGCGAUUUAGAAACGCUCGAACAGAACGAUAAGCCAAAAAAACGCUCGUGAUUUAGAAGCGUUCGCGAAGGAGCGAAAAUGAAACCGCUCGUGAUUUAGUAACGGUCGUGCCGCUCGUGCCCCACAACCGCUCGUGUUUUAGAACAUGCCUAAAUAAAUAACAUUAUUAAAAAAAAGCAGGAAGGUUUAUUAAUUUUUAAACUUUGAAAACAGUCCAAUUAGCCUAAAAUUUUCACCUUCCUCACUAAGAAUAACUGACGAGAUAAACGCGAGGUCGGUGGCGGUACAUUGACUAACUCGCAAAAAUGUCGCUUUUUUCUAGGCGCGAUCCCGCAUUUAUCUUGCAUUUCGGAAAUUUUCAAAUUGCGAGAUGUUUGCGAGCUCGUCAAUGUACCGCCAGUGUCUCGCGUUUAUCUCGGCAGUUAUUCUUAGUGCUGUUUUAAAUGAUUAUAAGAAGUCAUGAAAAAAGAAAUUUUCGCUUCAAUUUUGUGAAAAACUUGAAAAAUAAACCACCAUUCGUCACAAAAAUCAAAAAAAGGAUGCUAAAAAAAGUACCUUUUUCUCAGAUUUUCGAUGCAUUUUAUUUUUUUCUUAUUCAGCCUUUCAGUUACUAGAAAAAUCUGAAGAGGCGAGAUUUUUUUCAAAAAAAUACUUCAAAAAUCUGAUAAAUUUUUUUAAAUUGAAAAAUAUUUGCUUGAGCUCUCGAAAAAGUGUUUUGAUCUUUGAAAACUCCAAAGUGGUCCCUAUAGGGGCUCUUCAACGUUUCCCUAUAGGGGCCACUAAAGCUUUCAACAAAGGAUCAUAUCUGAUGAAGUUUGAAAAGUUGACCCUUAGAUGACCUUGAACCUUAUAGGGACCACCUGAAUUUUACCCCUCUAGGGGUCACUUUUUCGUUCAUUACAUAAGUUUUUUACCCUUAUAGGGACCACUUUGGUCUUGGUAAUAAUUGGCAUCAAAAUGUUUUUUUUUUGCGGACCCUGGCAAUACCAUAAUCUUUAUUUUACGGCUUUCCAGUGAUUUUCAACCUCGAAAAAGUCGAUUUUCAUGUCAGAAUUCAGCUUCCUUUCCGACGUUUCCUUGGAAAUCUUCUCAAAAAUGGCGUCAGGAAACGUGGAAAAUAGUGGGAAAAAAAGGAAGAGAAGUGGGCGGAGUCCAGGAAACUACGCGCCUUUUUCUCGCGCCUGGAUGCCUCGGCCCCGAGUGCAACUUUUUGCCUCCUGCCUUUCUUUUUCUUUUUUUUUUUCGGCUUUACGAGUCAUUUUUCGAUUUUCGAGUCAGUAUUUUUUUGAAGAUGUUUUGAUCAUAAAAAAAUAGUAAUAUUUUUAAAAAUUUUUUUAUUACGUUGUUUUUUUAGUUUUGAGCUCUCAUUUUUUUCAAUUUCUGAUUUUGGAAGCUUCUUAUUUUAUAAAAAAAUAAUUUUUCCCUUCAAAAAAAGGAGCAAAGAUUAACACACAGGGAAAAUUUUUAGUACAGGCUCGCCAAGGACUACUUGGAGAGGACACUAAAGUGGCCACUAAACCCAUCUCUAUAGUGACCACUAUUUUCCGUUUUAGUGGCCACUUCAGUAGUUUUUCAUCCAGUAUUCUUUCCACUCUGAUACUUUUGAAACAAACUGGACCAGUUAUUUUGAUCCAUUGACCCCUAGAGUAGCCACUAAAAUUCUAGUAGUCAAGUAGUAGCACUUAGACCUCUAUAGUGGCCACUUGUUUUCAACCCCUUAAGCGCCUACUAAUUUGACUACUAUAGUGGCCACUAAAAAAUUUCCCAGGACUUGGUUCCUUCAGGUAGCUGAACUACGUUUAGAGAUGAAUUUCUGGAUUUUUUCAAACUUUUAGAGAAUCUCUUAGGGCUCUAAAAAUCAAACUUUUGAUGUAUUUUAAUACAAUGAUGUGCAUUCUUGAUGUAAUAUGCUUUCAUGGACUUUCACAGUCCCUACGUUCUUGACCUUCAAGCUGAAAUCUACUUUUUCCGAUUUUAAGCUCUUUUCUCAAAAUAAUUUUGAAGAUUUUCUUGAUAUUCUCAAAAGUACGAUCUUCUUCGGCCCAUAUAUGCGGAGGUAGAUCUACUUGGACUUUGUUCUCAAUUUGAGAUUGGAAAAUUACUUUACGGUCACGCCAUUUCUAUGAAAAUACUUUCAAGAAAGGGAAUUUCAGUCGCACUCCUUUUUGUUAACUAAAUGAACGAUUUCUCGGUUCAGCGUCACCACUCGCUGUUCAACAACCUGGUCCAUCGGCUGUCUGGACAAAAGUCGCCGACCGAAGAGAAAUCUUUGGAAAAAGGAUCGACUUUGCUUCCUUUCCGUGGGUUUUUCGCUUUGUUUUCAGAUUUGGAAAAUCAAAAAUAGUAUUUUGAAAAAUCAGGAAGGUUGAUAAAUAGAAAAUAUCGUCAAAAAUAAACAAUGUUUUCUAUAGAAUUUUGAAAUUUCAGUUUUGUAGAACAGAAGGUCUUGAAUAAAAAAUUGAGCAAGUUAGAAAAAUUUUCGCCUUACCCAUAUAUUCUAAUGUUUUACUUACAAAAACCAAAACAGAGAUACCAUUAUUAAAAAUAGAAAUACAGAUGUAAAAUAUGAAUUUCGAAACAGGAAACUUUGCUUUUAUUUGAACAAAAAGAUUUUUUUCAUUUUUGUAGCUUUCAAAAAAAUUGCCGAAACUUAUAUUUUUUUCUUCAAAAAUUAUUUUUUUCGUGUUGCGGAACCAAUCGAAAACUUCUUGAAACAGAGAAUUUUCGUAAAACUGCAAAGUUUUUGCAAUUUUUUGAUUUUCGAAAUUUUCGCACAAACUUAAUAUUCCACAGUUUUGAUAAAAUUUGAUCAUGUGGCAUUGGAAGAAUAACGAUAAUUCUGAUUUUUGUAGAACCUCGAUCAUUCUCGCCGACGCAUUCUUUGGCUGGCGCUGAAGGAAGUCCAGUCGUGCCGACCUUACCGCGAGCCCCUCUGAACUCCUCCGUCAACCUGCCGCUCAACGGUUCUGCUCGACGGUAGUCUAUUGACUUUUUUCCUUCGAAAAAGAAAAAAAUUGAAAAAUGACUUCAGAUUUUUCUUUUCAUUCCAUCUUGAUUUUAUUCUUAUUCCUAACUUGAAUUUUUUUCGGAAAUCAAUUAUGAGUUCAUAUUGAAUUUUCGCCUCCUAUUUCGAAAUUUCCUCAGUACUUUAAAUCCCAGCCAGUUCCCUUUCUUUAUAAUUCACCAAUUCCAUCUGACAUUGUCGAAAAAAAAAAAUUGGUAUUUUGACAGCAUUAACCAAGGAAAAAUUUAAGCUUGAGAAAAUUUUCGAACUAUCGAGAUGAUUCCCUUUUCUCGGCUUGAAACGGCCGGCUGCGGCAAACAUGCGUUUUUUGGCGCCAAUUUAAAAAUUUUCGUAUUUUUUGAUUUUGUUCAAGUUUCCAAUUGAAGUUCACAUAAAAUAUCAUUCAAAGAAGACGUUUCAAUCCUACAGUAGUCACUAUAUCGCUUAAUUAUUCAACUUCAGGUUACCUGUCUUACCACCUUACGCGAACCAUGUGAGCGACGAGACGGCGGAUGGAAUUUUGCGAUAUCGCGAUACGGGAAAUCGCGUCGGCGUCGACCCGAGGAACCGCACCGUUUUCGCUAAUCGAAAGUGCGUAUUUUUGAAGAAACAAAGUUGAAAAUUAUAUAUUCAGCUUGACAAAGUUCAAUCGAAAAAAUUCGGACUAAAUAUUUUUGAAAAAUCACUUAAGAUUUUAAAGCCUUCUCACAAAGUGCGCUCUACCGUACAGUUAGAAAUCAUUUCCUCUUGGUCAUUUCGAAUCAAAGUUGAUUCACGGCUGGCUUGAGCUAUCAAAAAAUGGUCCUGACACGAUAAUGCACGAGAUAGCGCCUGGCUCGUGGAGAGCGCAGACAGGCCACGCCCCCUCUCAAACUAGCAGUGAAUCGACUAUAAAACAUAUGAAUCUAAUAAAAAAAACAAUUUUCCCAAAAAAAAAGUUUUCAGCCAACCAGAAAUUGUCUAGAAUCAAAUAAAUAGGUAAUUAUGGAUGUGAUGCCAAUCCGGUGUACCGACGUUAGUAUCCCCAGUGUUUCAAAUCGAUAUUUCUUUCACUUCUCUCAUUUUUCCAGUCCUCCUCUAGCUUUCCCGUUAGAUUUAUGUAUGAAUGAAGGUCAAGCUUACACUUAUUUGGAAUUUAUUAGGAAAGGUCAGCAGAAAAUGUUUUUUGAAAGGAAAUUUCAAUUGAAACAUUCUAUGGUUUGAAUAGAAAUUGCAAAAAAAAAGAAGAUUUUGGAUUUUCUUUCUUUGAAAAUUUUUCCUAUGUUUUCUUGGGUUCAUGAAAAACAUUUUUUGGGGUUAAAUAUUGCUAUUAAAUUUUUUUAAAUUUUUUUCUGAUUUUUUUGAGACGAACAUAUUUUUUUUUAAAGAAACGAUUUUUUUGUCAUCAGAAGCUUGAAGAAUAUUUAAAGAACCUAAAAAAAUUUCCAUAUUGAAAACUGUCUGAUUUCUCUACGCUCUCUUGAACCUAACCUUGAAAUAGAAUAGAAAAAAUAGCAGGUGAUCACGAGAGAGUCAUAGAAACAGAGAAAUUAUAGGAUUCCUAGGCCUUAAUGAACAUAUUAUAAAUCAAAAAAGACUUUUUUGCUGACCUCAAUGUCUUGAAAUCAAAGAAAAUGGAACUUAUUCUAAUCCUGUACCUUUGCAGCGUCCCUGUCGAUCCGGAAGAAGACGACGAAUGGGUCGGACGGCGUCCUUCGCGACACGGCGACCGCAGAACGUUGCCGCCCAUCCGACAGCCCCUCAUCAUGGCGAGGAGUCAGGCCCUCGCUCUGGCUGGUUCGAAAUCAAGGAUGUCUGUAAAACUCGGACGUUUUCCAGGAAUGUCAUCAGAAGCCUACGAGGGCACCUACAGACCGGUGGCCGAGGGUCAGUCCGUCCGACUUCCUUUCUCUUCGAGACCCGUUCUUCGGCCUGUCGACGAUUCUAGGCCUGCCGAUCGUUUGAUAGGACAGUCCCUGGGCUUGGGAAGGUGAUUGAUUUUGAUUUUUUUUCACUUUUAAAAUGAGGACUUCCUAAAAACGAUAAGAGGUUCUUGGAAAAUCCAAAAAGGUCCCUAGUGGGGUAACCUUAGAGGCUAAUGGUGCUCCCCUUUAGGUACCACUUCACCUCCUCCUUCAGGGACACUAAAGCUUGAAAAAUUUGCUACUGUAGGAAAACAUUCUAGUGGUCCUUAGAGGGACAACAUUUGCGCGAAAAAUCAUUAUUUCUUGUAACUUUUGUGAAAAAAAACUAUUUUUUUCUCCUAACCACUCUAGGGACCACUUCACCUUUUUCUUUAGGGACACUAAAGCUUGAAAAAGUUGCUACUAUAGGGAAACAUUCUAGUGGUCCCUAGAGCGCAAAAAGUCGUUGUUUCUAGUAACCUUUGUGUGAAAAAAAACUGUUUUCUUCUCCUAACCACUCUAGGGACCACUCUGGCGUUCCUAAGUUAGGCAGGGAAAUCCCAGAGUUCGAAAAUAGCAAAAAAAAAAAUACUUCUUUGUAAAUUUUCAGCUUUUUAUCAAAGUUUUCUGUUAAAAGGAACAUUAUAUGAUUUUACGUUGAUAUUUUCAGUGUUAGAACUUUCACUUGAUUAAAAUCUAGGAAAAAUGAGGUGAUGUAUAUUAAGUAAUAGCAGAAAAUGAGCCUGGAAUAUUUUUUUUUAGUUUGAAAGGUUCAAAUCCGAAGCUGCUCCAUGUGAGAAUUGAGCAAGACAUUUAGGCAUAUAAUAUUUCUGCGGAAUAAAUGAUUCAAAACUCAGCUUUUGAUCUUGAACCCUUGAUCAUUACAGGUACACGGACCCGCGAGUGGUCGGCGCAGCACGACGCGAAAUCGAAGAGGCCUUCUCCCUGGAAGAUGGCGAGAUGGACAUGGCGGCCGACUCGUUGGCGCCGCUGAUGCAGCACGUCGGCAUGAACGACAUCCGCGACUUCAACGAGAACUCCCGGAACGCCCUGCUCCGACCCGCCGCCGCCGGAACUCCACGUCAUCAGGACUCGACCGGCUCCCAGGAAGACCUCCUCCUCGUCACCACCUUGUGA